Molecule: messenger RNA, 48830 nt
Organism: Cinara cedri
Lineage: Eukaryota; Metazoa; Arthropoda; Insecta; Hemiptera; Aphididae
Source: the annotation of a GenBank genome assembly
GUGUGCGGCGAGUGUUCCGACAGUUUGCGCGAGCUCUUCAGCGGUCGGGGGAAAAUAAUAAUACACGAGCGCGCUCGUGACGGUUGUGUGUGUGUUUGCCCGUCGUGCCGCCGUCGUCCUCGCGCGCCGCAGCAGUCGCAACAACAGAUAUUUUCAAACAUUAUUGUUAGCGAGUGCCCGGUGUUUUUAAUUUUUUUUUUUUUUUUCAUUUUUAUUUUUCACGAUCAGAACGAUCACGCGCAAUACCAAUUCUGUAACGACAACAUUAACACUAUAACACUGUAAUAUAUUACGCACACCGUCCGCCGUCGUAUCCAAUACUCCGUAUAUUGUCACUGCCCGCAGACGCUCGACCAUCAUGCCGCUGUCUCUUAAAUCUAUAUGGAAAGGCAACUCGAAACACAAGAGUGAGUAUUAUAAUAAUCGAUAUGCGCGAAAUAGUCGAUAACUGUAUGUAUGCAUCACCUUCAUAAAUUAUUAGAGAGAAAAAAAAAAAAAAAAAAAAAACAAUAUAAAAAUAUUUUCUUUAGUCGACAAACAGAAAUCUAAAAAAAAAACUGUAUUUUAUGCGAUAAUACAAUUUCGAUAUAAAACGCACGCGGAGGGAUACGAAUUCCGAAAUAUUUUAUGAUGAUAACAUUAUUUAUUACAGAGCAUUCGUAUUCCAUGGUUAGUUUAUUCAAUAAAAAAAAAAAAAAAAAAAAAAUCUACCACGUAUACCAGUAAUAAUAAUAAAAGAAAAUAUUAUUAACGAUUUAUCCCGGUCGCCCGUCCGGAUACUAAUAUAAAUAUUUAUCAUUUACACUUAGAUAAGAUUAAAAAAUGUAUGUUUAGUUUAGGGUUCUUGUUUUUUGUGUUUUUUACGCAGACUAUAUUCCUGUCAUAUUACGAAAUGUGUGUGUGUGCGCGUAUAUUUUUUCCUCGAAAUCGUACGAUUUGAAAGGAAAAUAAUAAUUGUUUGCCGAUUACAAAACAAUAAUCGAUCGUACGUAAAAAAAAAAAAAACCACGGUCAGCAAAUAAUAGAUGUACGCACGAUUUUGCGGCGACUCGAAAUUCAAAGCCUGUCGGUAAUAGGAAAAAAAAAGUCGACGGCGAUUCGCGUCAUAAUAGUUGCGUCACAAAAACACACACGCAAAACACAUUAUUUCUCGAAACAUGUUUGAACGACGACAACAAUAAUACGACGGCACUCUGGGAAUUAACGAAAAAUAUCAAUUGUGUACACCGAAAAAGUGAUCCGAGCCGUGCUAUAGACCUAUAGACCCGGUCGCGCGACCCGGCAAUUCCCGGAAAGAAUUCCCGGAUUUGGACGACGAGAAUUCCAAAGCCGGAUCGCGGAAAAGGUCGUGUUUUUAUUCAUCACUAAAUCGAGCGUUUUUUUUUCCUCGCGACUCGGCCGAAUACGGAUAGUUUCAAUGCAAAACCGCCGAAUGAUAAACAACUGCGAAGUUGUCGUAUUUUAAAGCCCCCGAGCCGUCUUCCCCCCCCCCCCCCCCCCCCCCCCCCCCCCCCCNCCCCCCCUCCCCGCCCCAUCCGCCCCCGUGUACUUGAUAGCCGUUGCCCGUAUCCGCAUAGCGCCUAGCGUCCGUUUGCGGUCGCGCUGGUCGCGGCGCGCGUUCGGGCGCGUUUCGAUGUUUUUUUUUUUUUACCGUGACGCGGAAAUGCCGUAGAACACGUUCGCGCGCGUAAAACAAAACACAGCGAUAAUGACGACGGUCAUUUUCAUACCGGCCGACACUGCCCGACACCCCGUAUCGGUAUUGUUGGUGCGCUCACUCUCGCAGUCGUACCCUUGUCCCGUUCGGGGUCUCCCGCGGCUCGUCCGACCCGCGGGUUUAUCCGGACCGGUCGCGGUUUUUUUUUUUUAUCGAACGGGUUUUCGAUUCGAGUCGUAUUCGUAUACGUCACCCACUACCGCCGCCGAACAGUAUCGCCGUCGGUCAGGUUUUCGCGUACGAUUUACGCGUUUCCCGUGCAGCGCAUCCGAGUGUGUUAUCCGACGACAACAACGACGAUAGACGCGGCGUCGAUUCGCGGCCCCGAAAGACGUCGGAAAUAUUGACAGUCGCGCAUUGACCCCCGUGUCGACCGUUGUAACGACGGCGCGCGCGACGCGGCGUCGUUGAUUCUCUCGCGGGCGUUACGGUUUCGAACGCGACGGGCUGUUGAGCGGGCGCGGACGGGUAGCGGGUGCGUACGCGCGUACGCCUGCACCCUGUCCGCCCGCCCCGACGCGCAGUCGUACCGCGGGGCGCCCGCAACGACGGCCGAACGGAGAGGCGCGCGAACGAUUCGUGUGACGACUGCCGUUGUGCCGUCGGCUUUGUUGUGCGUAUAUUUUGACAGCGGCAAUUACAAAAAUGCACGCGCCUCGCGUACGUAUCCCGCGUGCGCGGCCGCGUCGACGCGAUAUUUUUCAUAAUAACACCUGACCGUUUUGCGUUAAAAACAUUUCGUUCGCCGUUCGGUGCCGAACCAUCAGCGUGCGCGCGCGGGAGGCGGUAGAGGCGGUUAGGUUUACGCGGCGCGAUUCUCCGCCAACGCGUUUUUUUAAAAAAAAAAAAUACAUUAAACCGUAACGCAGCACACUCGGUUUUGUGCGUUGGCGCAAACGGGAGAGCGACCUCUGAAGGAUUUCGACUCCCCCCGUAAACACAUAACCAAGUCCCCCGAAACAAAGUCCUCAUUAAGUAUAAUUACUAAGCAUACACGGUCAACGUAACGAAGCCUCGAUCCCCCUCCAAAACUAAGUGGUCUAUUUGUGCUUAUGAUUUCUGUGUAAAGUUUGAUUUCAAAGAUAGCUGCUACCCCGGCCGAGAGAACCUACGCGCGCCCACGAUAAUAGCGUUACACACUCGAAUGGCGAAUUUACAAUAGUCGUGAUAAUUUUGAUAGACAUUUUAAAAGUUAAUAAACCGAAAUACAAACAAAUUUAAAUCGUUAUUGAAUGUAACAGUAAACAUCGGGCAAUAAUUUUGCGACAGUUGCACGGACAAAAUCGUAGGACCCACUGUAAACAACUUACUGACCGCACGAAAUCGAAUUUUCUUUUCUGAGCUCAUUGAUGACUUCAUCUGAGCAAAUUUUAACGUUUCGAUGACACAAUAGAAGAACGCAGUAAAAAAAAAAAACGAAAUAACAUAACGACUGACGUUAUUUGUGUUAUGUAUAAUUUUUAAAACAAAUAUAUUUUGAUCGCGAUGCUCGAACGUCGGAUUCGAAAAAUACUAUUUACGAUUCAUUCUAUCUAUUAGAUAUAUUAUCGUUUUGUUAUCGACCGAAAGUUCAAAUUAUAAAGCAUGUUUUGGCGAACAUCUAAAUGUUUUACGGGUAACUGCAUUCUAUUGGUUAUUCUCGUUAUAACAAUGGUUCUCAGUAAUAACUUAUCACUUCUGGUUAUAUAAGUUAAUGAAACAUCAUAACCCAUCAAAAUCAAUGGUUAUUCAUAAAAUAAUGAUUAUAGAUAUUAUUGUUAUUAUUAUUUUUUUUAUAAGAGUAAAAUCGAGAUGAAGUCGUUUCCAAAUUUCGUUUUGACAUCAGACAAAACUAUAUUUUCGUAAUUUCUUCUUCGUUUUUUUUUUUUUAAAGAAACCUUCUAUGUUAAUAUAUUGUCAUCGUUUUUGUGAAUUGAUAACUGUUAACCGAAAUCGAAUUGGUAAACAUGUCUAACAACAAGGCGAGUAAUCGCGAGUUUAGCGAGUAAUCGCUAAACACGCCUUUGUUGUAAGUAAACCCAAUUGAUAAGAAGUUGAUAACAUUACCUGUAUUUAGAUUACCAAACAAUUGAACAAUUUCAACAACGAUAUCGUUAAAAACAAACUAUUCUAUACAAUAUACCGAAAACAAUUGAAGAGAAACCGCGAUUCUCGCGUCACUGUAAUACAAAACGAAAUAAAAAAAAAAAAAAAAAAACAAAGGUAAUACGAGGAAAUAAAAAAUUGAUCCGUUUUUAAAAUGUACAGACCUACGUACUAUUACUGGUAAGCACAUAUCUAUUCUGCGAACACGAAUCUAUUUAGGUUGCAAUUGUUUUGUUUAGUAACAAGACAUAUGUACAAAAAAAAAAAAAAAACAAACCUACAAUACGUUGAAUUAGAUAAUUUUUUAAUAAGCGCAAUUUAAUAUGGCGAAGUAGUGAAGAUAUAAAAUUGCAAUUAAUUACUGUUGCAAUGCGUAAUACCUAUACAACAUUAAUAGCCGUCGUCACAGUCCGUGAUGUUCGGAAGAGAAAUUAUUACGAAUGUCACAAAGACGUGUCACGGUUGAAUAGUUAUUUGUACACGUUUUUUAUUUAACCGUAGACAGCAUCACAGGGAUGAUCUUUUUUCACCGCGAGAAAACAUUUGUUUCAAAACCGUUCAAAUUGAAAAGUCGAAAAAUAAAAAGACGAUUACUCACAGUAUCAUAUUCGAUCGUUAUGGACUGUUGAAUAUUACCCGUAGACGUACAUUGGGAGCGGCUCAACAAAUUCAGCCUCCCCCCUCCCCGAAAUCAUUCAGGGCAACCCUAAAAAUUAUGUUUCGUAUAAUAAGCGAAAUCGAAAAUAUGCUUUAAAGUUUAAACAACUUUGUGCUGACAGUUUUAAUAUUAGAACGAACCGAUCUAUUACCACGGAGGUUUUUUUUUCGAUAUUUCAAUUUUUGUGCGAGAUAUGGGAAUGACAACAGUUUAAAAAUGCAUGCAUCUCGUUUGAAAACUGAAACACUUACGUGAUUGCGCGGAUAACGUUCUUACUUUUAAGUUGCAUGGGUAAGCCAACUCGCUCCAAUACGAAAACUUACAGCACGAUGUUGUCCCUGCUGAACGUAAAUAUUUUACUAUGCCGUACGUUUGUAAGAAGACUGUAUAUUAUGCGGGUACCAUCUAAAUUUAAUACCUCUGUUUGAGCUAGGUAUCCUCGGUAUACCCCAACGUAUCAAAUCUUCACCUAUGGACGUUGCUAUUGUACGUUUAUAGUGAAGACGUUAUUUUAGGACCUCGCGUCACGGUGUCUUGUCGGGGGGGAUCUGGCCGGCCACGAGUGUUUUACAAUGAAUCCGUGGUUAGCUCGAAAUAGGCCCUGGAAAAGUUUACGUCAUUUGAUAUCAUUCUGCAAAAGUCGAAUAAAUAAUAACAACCUCGGUUAUUUAACGAAACAGUACGGCGUUGUUAUAAAUGACUGGUACCUAACUUUAAUACAUAGGUACAUUGUUAUUAUGCUACGCGAACGGUAAUAAAAACGAACUAUGUAUAGCGGUUAAAACUAUUUAUUUGAAUAGGUCGGUACAUUAUAAUAGCCGUCGUGUCAAAAUGCCAUUAUAUUUUCGAAAUCGUCACUAUUCGAAAAUAUAAAACGGCGCCUUUGCGACGAUUUUGUCUGAUCAAUAUAUAUUGUUGUUACCUACUAGGUAUGUAAUUUUUAGAGUUUUUUUUUUCAUUAUUCCAAACUCAUUUCCAUUGUAGAUACGCGAUAAUGUAUUGUUUUCUGGGUCGUUGUAGACGAAUCGAGUAUACCAAAUUACAAUAUUAUUAUGCACUUAAACGAUUUAAAUUCGAUUCAAAAAAAUACUUGAAACUCGGACGUCUUUUACAGCGUUCACCAUAGAUUAUUUUAAUACGAACAAAUUACAGCGUUUACCGUUUAUACCGCACUUAACUGCGCGGGGGAAGUGUUUUUUUUUUUUUUUAUAACUUAAAAACCAAAUCUUGGCCGCAACAACUAUAAAAUAUACAUUUUGUUUCCCGCGAGAAUACCGCGGGAAAAAUAUCGUUGCGUUUUUAUGACGGGGCACCGUGUAAAGUUUGGGAACCACCGGCUCAUUAAAUAUAAUAAUAAUGCUCGUAUCAUAUUUUUUUCAAUAGUUUCGUCAACGACACAUUGCUGGUUUAUGUAACAUUAUGUAAAUUCGCCAAGUAUAAAGUUUUCUAAACGAUACGACCGGAGAUAAAAUAUUGUAAACAAGGUUUUCUCCAUUGCGCCUGCACGCUGCAGGUAUUUCCUGUUUUACGUCCAUUAAAAUUAAUAUCGAUCCCGGCCGCUUUUCAUUUGACUUUAGAUUCUCGUCCGUGAACCACUGCGAACAAUUAUAAUUUAAUAUUAUUAUUCCGAAAAAAAAAAAAAAAGAAUUUUAUAUUCGUCGUACUACGUGUACUAGGUACUUAUUGGUAAUAUUAUUCAUAUAAUGACGGAGAGAAACGGGAGGAGCGUUAAAUUGAAUUUAUUUCGAUAAGGAUUUUAUAAACGGUAAAAAAACAAGGUGGGAAUUCAAUCGAUUCGGGCGAAUCUCGAUGAGAACCUGGAUUAGUAGGUUCUUAUAGUAAGUAACCGAUAUUAAGAUUUCGAUUCAAUAGUUUAAUUGUUAUAAAAAAAAAAAAAACACACACACACAAACACGCAAACAACGCGUAUACAGCGCGUACGUAAAUAUAUUAUUCCUGAUUUUUAAAUAUUAUUAAAAACUAUAAAAUUACAAACGCUAUAAACAGUUUAAAAAAUCGUCAGAAAUUUAUCGAAAACUUGACUGCGUCUAGAACAGAUAAAUGUAAGUGUUCCGUGAACAUUUAAUGUCCUUCGAUUGUUUUUAGCCAAAUACCGACAAAAAGAGAGGGGGAAAUAAAAAAAAUCGAAAAUAAUAAAACCGUUAGCACCGUGAACUUUGCCGUUUUUCCCGCGACUUGUCGCCCGGGGUGUUCCCGAUUGGCGUGAAAACCGCAGAGAAAAUCGAAAAAUAUGAACACCCCGACGUGUACCGGUCAGAUGUGCGAUUUGCUUUCGGAAAACGCGGCGCUCCGGAGAGUGUCGCGGAGCGAACAUCGCCGACGGCAGAAAACACACAAGCAGUCAACGGACGGGAGGAAAAAAACACGAAAUGCGCACGUCAUGGCGAAACCGAAAUAACCCUACGCGGUUAGCGGGUUGGUACACGACAAUAACGGUGUCGACCGCGUCGGUAAUCAACUGACGGGCGCGGGGUUUUUUUUUUCGCCAUCCGAAAUUUCGGACGUACGAUUUUUGUUAUUUGCGUUCGCGUCGCCGUUCGAGAACAUCGGCGGUGCCCCGAGAACAGUUGUUGCGAACGGACUUCGAACGACAUUUUCUUACGCGUCUCACGUCGCCCGUACUGCGUGCGCGUGUAAACGCGGCUCCCGGAUCAUCAUCCGCACAGUUGUUUUUGUCGAACGCUACGGCUCGCGGAGUUUCUUUAUUUUUUUUUUUUUUUUUAUCCAUAACAUUUUUUUUUUUCAAAAUGCAUUUAUUUAAAUCGUUGUAUUAUAUCGUAAUAAUCCGACUAUAAUAUUAUCAUAUACGUAUACACACACAUACAUAUAUAUACACACUACAGCAGUGUAUAUUAUACACCGAUAAUAAAAAUAAUGUAUAUAGCGUUUACAGCGAAGAGGUGAAUAAACGCGUUUCCAAUACAAUAAUAUACAAUGCGAUUCGUACAGAAAAAAAAAAAAAAAAAAAAAAAAAAAAUUUUAAAAAAAUUUNUUUUAGAAAAUUUUAAUUUUUUUUUGUUUUUUUUUUUUUUUUUUUUUUUUGUUCGUUUCACACACUCGUUAAAAGUAAACGAAUACGCAUUACACAAUAUACGUAGUUAAUUAACACCACGCGACCGCGUUUUCACGAGUGGCGACUUCAUAUUUCAGCUGGAAGACCUUGGAUUGAAAUGAGAUCUUCGGGAAUUAACACGGGGGACUUCCGUAGGGGGGAAUAUUUCCAGGCAGAUUUCGGAUUUACAACACUCCCUGUACGCGCACGCGCAGUGCAACUUAUUAACGUCGUUAUUUUCUUUUUAAUGGAAACGGCGAUUAUUUUUUUUUUCUCGUUCUACAUUUUCGGGCAGUUAUUUUUUUUUAAAAACAUCGUAAAAGUUUUCGCUAAUUACGUAAUUGGCAACGUUACGAUACGUCGCGGAAUUCAAUACGCGCGCAGUGCAAACGACCGACCAAUAAUAUCUGUGGUGCAGCUCGGUUACAAAACGAUUGUUGUUGAAAUUACGAUACGAACGAGCCGUUUCUUUGUAAACGUCGGAUUCCCGGCACAACGUUGUCGAUUUCGUAAUCACAAAGAUAUUUUGUCCGUCCUGGUAUCUGAGAAUCUAAAGCCGGAACGGACCGGGGGGGUGGGGGGGUGGGACCGCCGUGCAAACGAAACGGUACCGCGCACGACGAGCGCGCCGAAAGGGUCCACGGCUCUACACGGGGCGCGGACGUCCGAGAUCCGUCCGAAAACCACCCGGAAACCGCGCGGUAGUCUCCCGCGUCGUCCGCGUGAAAUAUCACGCGGCCGCGCCGUACCCCGACCGCGAACGCGCGACGACCAAUACAAAUCCGUCGUCGUCGUCCGAUUGUGAUUUUUUCCGCCGUCCGCCCGUCGUCGAACGCGCGCACCUUCGUGUACCCGCGACGAGUUUAAUUGGACCGCGGGUGGGCGGGCCAUCGUGAGAACAGCACGGUUACGAUAUCGCGACGUUCGUUUUCUCCGUCCCGAACCGUGCCCGGGCACGUUUUGUAGUAUCGCUCGUACGUCGUACAAUAGAAAUCGAUCGAAUCAUUUGUUAAUAAGGGGUUUUUUUUUUGUCACGUGAAAUCGAACGCGUCGUUACAUCAAACGUCUCGUUAUCAAUCCGUUCGCGAACGCAUUUUACAACGGCGAGAAACGUUUAAAAAACGACGAUAGCGAGAAAGUUCAAAUUGGAAAAAAAAUUAAAUUACGCGCGCGCGCGCGCAAACGUUGUCGCACAAUGGUAAACGGCGUACAUUUUCUAACAAUAAUAAUAAUACACCUAACGUUCUCGGUAUCGGACAAUCGAAUAUCAUCGUACUUCCGUUGUCCGUUAAUUGCGAAACAAAUAUUGUACGUAUUAAAACGAUCGCGUAUUGUUUUUUUUUUUUUUUUUUACGUCGCGUCGUACGCGCCGAUCGAUUUUAUUGUGUUUAUAACAAAUAGCGGGCGAUUAUUGUCACGGACCGGCGUUAAGGUACGCGCGAUUAAAUCGUUUACGGGAUGGUAGUUUUUCGGCCACACGCGGAACACGCCGCACGCAAUUGCAAAAUAAUAAUAAAAAUAUUUUAUCUGGCGCGUCACUAACAGCGCACAAACACGUACGGGAAUGCCGACAACGAACGAUUCGCAAACCUGCCCGUUGAGCGCGGCUCGUGUCGGGGAGUUAAACAGCAUUGAGUCGCGACGUAUCUAAACGGAUUAAAUCGAUUACAUUGAACACGCGCACACGAGUAAAAUCUGUAUUAUUCACGAAUGACCUCAACGAAUUUACGUUAAUAUUUAGAAUGCUACACAGUUCGACUGCGACGGAAAAAUAGCUACAAAAUGUUUUUUUUUUUUGAAAAUGAUUGUUACACAGUUACACCAUUUUGUUAUUCCGUGUGCGUGCGCCAGCGGCUUUCGGUGUUCAAGUAUAGCGAACCUCCUGCGGCAUUUUGCGACGCACACUCGAAUCGGGAAUACGUUUCGCCUACACGUUUUGAUACGAUGCGUUUAUAAUACGCGAAGUUCGUGUUAUUAUGAUAACAUCAACGUUUGUAUCGUUGCAAUAACACUAUAACGCCGGACGUACAUAGGCACCCGUAAUACCGUUCGCGAGUUGGGUAUUUAAAGGUUUUAGAUCAGAGGAAGGCAGAGCGAACGGUAACGAAAUGAUUUCGUGUCUGUUUUCCGACGAUAACCCCGACGGUGUUUUAUAAAACGAAAAAAAAAAAAAUCAAUUUUACCCGAAAUCUUCGCGGGUCGUCAACCGGAUCGCGAUAAAAAAAAUAUCCAACGAUGCUCUCUCCCCAACCCAAAGGUGGUAUGUCCCGUCAACGGGCCGACGAAAAUCGAAAAUUUCAAAUUGUAGGAUGUAUUCGACUGAUAUCCCGUAACUUUAUCGAAUUUACGUUAAAGUGCCUAUAGGUUAUGAUAUAAAGGCGAGAAAAAUCACAACUCGUAAUACAAUUGUAGCGGCGCGUGUACCGGUCUAAAGCUUUGACAAUUUUUUUUUUUUUUUUUUUCCCCCCGUUCGAGUCAAUACCUUUUGAAACUGCGAAUGUUGUAAAACGAUCGCUCCGUACGCGCGUACAGUAAUUAUUAUCGAUUAAUACGACGUGAAUUAAUUUCGAGUUUAAAUUCGAGGAAUAAUUAUCGUCGGUUUAAUGACGAUAAUAAUAAGCCGGAUAAAUUGCAUAUUGUUCGUUCUCACAACGCGCAUCAAUCUCUGCGUAUAUCCGACCGCGGACACGCGAUUAUCGAUCGUGUAUAACACGACUCUAACGAAUCCCGUUCGUCCGAUGUUAAAUUUUAUCCGCGUGUCAACAUUACGUUAUCGUUUCCGUCGGAAUUCCAACGAGACCGUUUUCCGUCUUCGAUCGGUUUUCGCUCGCGGUCGAAAUCCCGAAAAUCGACAUUGCGGACGGUCAAAACGCAUCGUCAUAAAAAACACACACACACGAUAUCGUCGCGCGUUAUCCGAGUUCAAACCGAUUCGCAGCGUCGAGCGCGCAAUUGAAAUUUCCUUUGCCGCGCGCCCGCGGCGUGCUAUGUUUUUAUCGUUGUUAUUAUUCUCGUCCGCAACGCCGUCCGUACGGGACUCGACGCAGCGGCAAACGUUCACGCGCCUCGCCCCCGCGAUUCAAUCCCGCGAAAUCCUCGCAAACUGCACGGGCCCUUUUGUCCGCGACCGCCGUUCGUUUCGCGUCGUUCUCGGUCCGCUCUUACUCCCGGCACGCCCUGCCGCCCGUCGCCGACGUUCCCGUUCGAUUCCGAGUUAAACGCUAUUACGCAGCGCAUAUACGGCGCGGGGGGGCUUUAGUUUCCCCGCGCCCCCGGUACCGCGGCGGCGGUACUUUGCAAAACGUCAAUUUACCCGAGAAACUUUUUCAAUUCGUUUUUUUACGCGCGCCGCCGUCGUCGGAAAUGAUAAUUCGCGUUACGUAACGCGAUAUCUGUCGAGAAAAACGACGCGGUUUUUCGAUACGCGCGAAACCCGUUAAACAACAGACAAUACGCGACUGUACGGAUAACCGCGUUACGCGCGUCUACGUGUUUCAACGUCGCGCCAAUAUAACAUUGCGAAAGGCCGUGCCCCCCCCCCACCCCCCAUACGCGUUUGUCGUUGGAAUACGAUAUUCUGGUUCGGCGGCGUUCGGUGUGAAACGUGGGAAUUAAAAAAUAAAAUUUAAAAAAAAAAAAAACAAAAACCGUAUCGUCGAUUAUGCGAACCGCGCCGUACGGCGUAAUACCGUGUUCCGCGGCACGCAGCAAUUAUUAAUCGAGAUAUCGGUUCGUAUCGCGACGAUACGCGUCUCCAAUAGGGUUCGAAAACACACGGUAUUUCGACGGUCGGAUCCCGAGAGACCCGCGAACCCUCGCGGACGGUUAGGUUGUUCGCCGGCGGAUACCGGGCGAGCAACAACCGCGGUCCGCGGGUAAUUUUUCCCGGCGCGCGCGACCCGACGGCGGGAGUUUCCGAGACGCCCGGAUCCGAAAAAGCGAAUUUCCGUUCGCUGUGAACCGAGCGUGUUCCGCGUUAUGGGCUCGACUGAAAUACCGCACGGGAUCGGGACGGUGCCCGCAGAAGAAACAGCCGUGGCGUUAUCGCGCCGGUGUACAGGACGGGUACACAGCCGGGCGCCAACACCCCCACCGUCCGCCUCGCACGCCGCCGACGUUCGGUGUUUGUUUGUCUGUCGCGGAGGUCAGAAAACCACGCCGCGUGUUCUGGUGAACCGCUGUUCGCGCGUUCGCGCACGGCGACUGCGCGCUUUGACCGCGUCCCCGCGAUUCGCGCCCGACAGGAGGACGUUCUCCGACAGCGUCACGCGCGUCACGACGGCCGGGCCCCGCGCCUCGUCAGACGUUCCAAUGCCGUUCGCAGAACCCGUUCGGCCGGCGACGUUUGAAAGCCCGGUUUUUCCACUUUCCGUUCCGGGUCUUCGUAAACAUAUUUCCGGUUUUGCCGCGACGCCGCGUGCCGUUCCGCGAACAGCUUUUCUGCCGGAAAUCUCGCUGCUCCGGUCGUCGACAUUCGGCAAGGUCGGUUUCCGGUGGCGAAUUUCGUCUUGAUUUUCACCGCGCGGUUUUUAUUUUUUCCGAGGAUAGGAAAAAAAAAAAGUCGGGAAAACGGAGAAACGUACGCAAUUAACGGCUUUUGUUUUGUACAAUUGCCGUUGUUCAGUUGAAAACCCUUAAAGUUGCGAACCCCGUAACUUCAGUACGCAGCCACGCGAGUUUGACGUUCGCCAUAAAACCGCGUAACGAAAUAUUCUACUACGCCAGAUUGUUUUUGCGCUCGGUGCUCUUGGUUUUUGGUUUGGAUUGCCUAACGCUGUUUCGCUUUAAUUUCCGGCAUUUAUUCCCGUUACACGUCGCAACAACAAUCCGCGGCGCGGUCCGAUCGGCUAUCGCAUUUGAAAUUAAUUUAAAACCGUUAUUAUUUCGCUUUUGCGCGAAAGAAUUAUUUAAACAAUGCGAAAUAUUAUAUACGUUAAUUUUUAAUACCGGUCUAAAACCUUUAGAAAAACCGGCGGGGACGUUGGCUCGCCGGGCGCUCGAACCGGCCAGAAUCCGUCGCUGCGAAUGCGAUUACGACGCCGACCCGGACGAACGCGGUUCCGAAUAGAAUAAAAUAAUUAAUGGUUUUUUUUUUUUUUCGAUCGAUUUCGAACGAGCGAACUGUGUCCGGACAACGAGCACGCCGAUAAAAACCCGCCGACCGCGAAUAACUAACGGGCAGCAAAACGUUCUGUCGCGUUGUUACAGGGCGAACGUCACGUUCGCUCGGUACACGGGCACAUUCGCACGGUUUUGGCGGGGGGAAAACGGAAACGGUUCACGUCAACCCCUGUACGAGUAUACACGUAUCUGUUUAAUCGUGUACGCGCGCCUAAACGUUUUAACCUUUUUUUAUUUUCUCUCCGAUAUUAUUAUCCUACCGGAAUAUAUUCCGAAACCGUCGGCUAUAAAUGCAAUAUAGUUAAUAUAGUGUACUCAGGAAAAGCCGCGGAAUCACGUCCGAAAAAAUAUAUUACUCCGAACGCGCGUGUUUGUUCAACGGUUUCGGCUAUGUGCGCGCGCGCGUGUGUACUUUUAUACGAUCUCACACGUGUACAUUGUCUAAACAGUCUUCUUCUUUUCUUUUCUUUUUUUUUUUCUUACGCCGACGCUUUUAUCGAACCAGCACGGCCCGCGGCGAACAAUAACAUUCACCGUUUCGUCGACUUUGCCGAAGAAAACGAUCGAUAAUUUUUUGUCGGACGCGUACGCUCCGCGCGUUAGAAAAUCGACCGCGCGCACGACGACGAGCCCGGUCCCGGGCUCACGGUCGACCGUCUUCGAUUUUGUAAAAUUUGAAAAUUGUUCUUUUUUUUUUUUUUACGCACCGACGACUACCUGUUAAAGACGAGGCUCCCACUGCGAUACUCACUGUCCGAUACUCAUUUAGAGGCGAGCGGUACGGUCGUUUUUACGGACGAAAAUGAUUUCGCCGGAAUCGGGACAACUCGUCAAUGUUAUUUAUUUUAUUAUUAUUUUUUUUUUUUUUAUGGAAAUCAAUAAACAACAUUAUAGAGAUUCGGAUUUUUCAUCGUAUUAUUAAGUAUGACUUCAAUAUACGGUCUAUUUGAAGUGUUCCUCUUUCCGACAAAUAUAUAUGAUAAUCGAAAUCCUAUCACUCCUACGAGGCGCGUGAAUUGUUCACGUAAGACACGUCUUUGAGCCAAAACACGAGUUGGCACCGGGCCCCUUAAAAUGGGAUUUUCGAAAGGUAUAGUUUUUAUUAUUAUUAUUAUUUGCUGCAGUUUAAGGUACCCGUGGAAAUUGCGUAAAAAAUUAUAUGUAUAAAAAAAAAAAACCGAUAGUAAUUAAAACGUCGGACACUGAAAUAUAAUAAUGACUUGCGUUUAUACUCUCACCCAGAAUAUUAUCAUUAGCUUUCUCGAAUUAUGCACACCAAUCUACGGUUAUUUUUUUUUUUCAGUUUUUUACUAUUUAAUUUAUUUUCUCUAUUUAUCAGAUUUGUUGUUGGUCGGAGAAAACGAUUUAUUUCAAAUAUAUAGUAAUUCGAGUAGUAUUUUCAAUGCACGUGCAGUAUACAGACAAUAAAUUAAAUCUAAUUAAUCGAUUUCGAUACGGACUACCACUAAAAAAAAAAAAAAGAAAAAAAACUCAAAGAAAAAAAAAAAAAUAAUUUGCAUUAUAGUCCAUUGAAAAACGACCGUAUUAAAUUCGCAUAUAGAAAAGAAACCGCGUUUUCUUAGGGGGGGGGAGGGGAAUCGGCAAGCAAUAAAUGCGCAACAUUAAUAUCGAUUUAUGAUAUUUAACCGAUAUUAAUGAGUUGUUUUUUUUUUUUUUUUGUACAUACGAACGUUAAAUUUUCGGACUACUAACCGUACACCGUAUAUUGGCCGCGGUCGUGUGGCCGGGGUUACACGAAAAAAACCGCUGGAAGACGAUAACGUACGUAUCGGUGACGGUGUUUCUCGCGUUUUAUACGGACGAAAGGGUCGGGUUCCGUUUCGUAUCGCCGUCGUCGGCCGGUCAUCGACGGACGGUAAUCGAUUAGUAACAAAAAUCAAAAAAAAAAACCACGUGAUUAUAAGCCGCAAGGUUCCCCCCCCGACGCCGGUUCGCCGGAUUUUCAGCGAGCGCGACGCGGCGACGCGUUCGCGCGUCCGAACGCACGGCGGUGUCGGCAAUACCGCGGUGCUGGCGGGCCUCGCCGUCGGCAAUCGCGAACGCGUAACACGCGGACCGGGAGCGCCCCGGGUUUUCCCGCGACGUUCCGCGGGACGGCCGUACGCGCCGGCGUCCUUGUACGGUGUAUUUUCGGCAUACACGCCGUUGCGUCCGACGCGAUAACGCGAUUUCUGGCGAUUACAACGAGAGGCCGGACGUCGACGCGCGCGCGCGCGUGCGUAUCGGUUUUCCCUAGCCAGCAGUGAACGUCAAGCACUGCGGGGCGCUACGCGUGUCGUAUCGUCCGGAUACGCGCGACAUUCACGACGCGAUCUAUUUUCAGUAUUCCGAAUUUAUUGUACUCGAAAAGCGUAUUUCCGGUGUACCGCACGAGUGUGCGUGUGCCCGUCGCGGUGUGAUUGCGGCGUGCCCCGCAAUGUUCAACGCGGAGCCGUUUGAAAAGACGUUCGAACGCUUUGUGAAACCGAAUGUAUUUGCACACCGGUCGGCAAACUUUAAACACUAAUGGUUUCCACAACGGUUUCGUUCUACGGCUGAAAUUCGACAACGAAAAAGAAAUCAAAAGAGCGCGUUUUAUUUUAUACGUUUUACGCGAUUUCCCCCUCCCCCCUCGCCUUCCCCCCCCAUAGAUAUUAAGUGUUUUCUCGAGAAACUUCAACGCACGCGGCCUCCAGCCGGAUUUAGCGAAUCGCACAGGAUCGUGCCCGACCGGCCGACGGUUAUGCCCAUCGAAACAUUCCCAAUGUCAUUGCGCUCGGGCGACGCAACGUCAGUGCAGGCAGAUAAGUAGAACUGCGCGAUUAAACCGGGCUGUAACAGUUAUUAUGUACAAUCGUACGGUGUUUUAUCGCUCAUAAUUAUACAUACCUACGAUAAUUGCCGCGUAAUUAAUACUUAUUGUGCGCAACGAAAAUGACCGCGGUUACGGUACCUCGUAAACGGACGACUUUGAUCUUGAAACUGCUAUUCCAAAUCGUCACGGUUCGUUUAACGAGUUCGGCGAAAAUCAUCGCGAAAACCGAACCGAAAAGUUAUACGCGCGUUUUCUUUUUCGCCCGCAACAAUAAAACCGUACAACGCUUUCGAUUCAACACGCAAUAAAAUAACUAUACAUAUAUAUAUAUGUAUAAAAAAAAAAAAAAUCGCGGAAACACGAGUUAACUUCGUUCGUACGACCCGCCGCGACUCGCAUGACCGGCGGCGUAAGUCACUGGCAGGUCACUGGACAGUAGUGACUGGAAUCUCAGCUCACCGGCACUCGGUCGUUUAUAGUGUUUACACGAUAAUGCCAUUGAUAGUCCGACUUGAACAUCCGAUAUCAACGGAACAAUCGAACGGUCUCGUCGAUUGUGCGCAAUGACAAGGGAGCUUUAUUUUUGGGCAAAAUUCAUGUUUCAAUAAUUUCUAAUAGAGAAAAUGAUAUUUUCGUAUUUUCAGAGAAAUUAGAUCGACCGUUAGCAGUGGCGUACGUAGCCCUUUCUCGCGGGAGAGGGGAGGUCUAAGGGCGAAAUAUAUUUUCGACAACUGUUAAGAGAAAAAAAUCAUUAAAAAAGUAACGUUACAGUUACAUAAUAAUGUUAUAAAUAGACACGGGAAUCGGGAUCUUUUACAAUCGUAAAAUAUGACAUUUGAAUACAUAAAAUAAGACAAUUUUAUGUAAUGACAUAUAUUGUAAAUGUAUAAAGUUUAACUUCUGAUUUUUCAUAAAAGAGAAUCUUUCAAUGAUUUCAUUCACUAGAGAUUGGAGUACGGAUUUUUUGAUAAAUACGCAAUAGUGCAAGCCCGAAUAAGCGAUCCUGGUACAUUUAUUUUGUAACUAGAAAUAAAUGAUGACGGUUUAACCUCCAAAACGAAAUGAUAACACCAGAAACCUGGAUCCGGUUUAACUAUAGAUAGCAAAAAUAUUUUAAUAUCUAUGGAUAUUGACCAUGUUAUCAUAUUAUUAACUACUUCGUGAUAAAAUAAAUUUCAACAUAAUUGUAAAAACAUUAAAAACAAAUAACAAUGCACACGCAUAGUUAUACGGCCCACGGGGGGUUCGCUAAUUUUCCCAUUCGCCUGCUCGCAGGUACGCCAGGUACCGCGAAGGCGCGGCGGUAUAGAUAUAAACAGUGAUAGUACUGUAGUCGAUCGUAUACACACUUUUUGGUUUUUUGACAAUGCGUAUACUCAAAACUCUUUUACUUGAAACGCCGGUAUACUUAGUUUACCGGUAUACCAACAUCUUGUUUAUCAUUAAUUAUUAUCAAAUAUUGUGUAUCGAUGCAAUGCAUAUUAUCACUUAUCACAACGAUUUAUAAAAGCGAACAGUGACUUUUUUGUUAUCCUGGUCUAAUGCAUUGACAUAAUAUAAAUGGACUUUUGAAUCUUCCUAUUUUUCCGGUGUUACAGAAAUAAUUGAGCUAUAUUAACUGUAGUGUUUACCAUAAUUUCGUACAAAUUAAUCUCAAAAAAAAAGUGUCAAUUGUUAAAAUUUUCAAUUUAGGAUCGGUACGAUUUUUAUACAGAUGAAUUGAUGGCUCUGAAGGAUAAUUAAUGCUAGUGACCUGCACAACGUGAUUUAUCCAUUUUCUCUUUUGCUUCGUGUCUAAACCCGUCAUGGUUUUAAUCGACUAAGCUUUUUAAUACUGAAAUAAAUCGCGGCAUCAGAACAAAUAUAUCUGAUUUACCGACUCCGUUAACCGAGAGCUUCUACAGUGACUCGUCGUGAAACGUGUCUGUAGUUCGGUGACAUGCAAUGACAGUCGAGAGACCGUGACCUCGACUAGAACGCCGACUGAUAACGCGAAAACCGGGCUCAACAAUAAUAUUUUUGCUAUUCAUAAUAAUUUUAUAUUUCAAAUCCAUCGGUUUACGAUAAAUUGCGUACGAAAAAUAUCAUAUUAUUAUUAUUGAUGUUCAAUUCGAAUUUCAUGCGAACAUUGUCAUAAUCCAACCGUAAUGACUGUUGAAAUUAUUAUCUCGUUCGUUAUAUUGUAAUAUUUACGAGCAAUAUUUUUUUUCGCCAACAGUCAUUUCUAUUUUAGUUUUAAUAAUGAUAAUUUUAUUUCCAAACGGAAAUUUAUCUGAAUUGCGCGUAUUUAUGAUGUGAAUAAUAAUAAUGUUGAAAUAUUACUAUAUUUUUUGCUACACAAAUACGUAGUAUUAUUAUUGUCAUCAAGUUUUCUAAAAACAAAAGCGCAAAACUUCCUCAGUGGUGUAUGUAAGUUCGGUUUCAAAAAUAAAUCCAAUAUUUUUGGAUUAAAUUCAAAUAGUUGGUUUUUGGCAUAAAUAUCGUUAAAUAUUUUCUUUAAACAUUAUAAUAUAGGUUUUGACGAUAAACCAUUUCUGUAUAAUAGAGUUAUUUAAACUCAUUGGUACAAUUUAAAAAGGAGAAUAUUUCCGAGGGCAGUUUACGCAAAAAUAUUGCGGUAAACAUUAUACACACACCUAAAAAGCUGUUAGUACAACUGUUUUCAAAAAGGGAAAAUCACCUCUUGUUGUUUCGGUCAAUUAUUUUUUUUUUUUUGAAAAAAAAUCAACGCGGCGUCUUCGAAAAUAUUCUCAUUUUUCUUACCGGCGGCAAUCAAACGCCGAAUUCCUACGAAACGCCACAGUUCCAAUUUCAGGUUAGGCGCGUGUAUUGAUUAUUCGUUGAAUCGCACUCGUUAAUCGCACCGAAGCGGUAAAUUACGACGUGCUGGGUAUCAUCACGUACUCUGCCGAUUUAAUAUUCGUUGAAAUUCUAUUACGCGCCUUGCGACGUAGCGCAGGAGUGAGUAUUUUCCUUGUCGCCAAAGAAAGAGAAUGCGCUUCCGUGUUUAUCGUUUGAUUUAUAAUUAGUCUCGCGGAAUACUCGCGGAAGACUCCGAGUAGGUAUACAGACGUGAUGAAGUGGCAGUCGUUACUCGCUGCGUGUUAAACAUUUUUUGAAGAGCCGACGUGAUAUUAUAUUCAAGUAUACAUAUAUAUAUAUAUACGUGUACUAUAUAAGUAUUGUUAAAGUUCUCGCGGUGGUUUUGUCAGUCAGUUGGUUUUUUUUUUUUUUUUUUAGAUUCUGAGCGAACAAUGUAUUGGAUUUACUACGAUGUGCGCUGUUCGUUAGAAUCUGAUAAAAGGGACGAAUUUAUCGAUUUUAUUAUGAUAUGUUUUUGUUUUUUUUUUCUUUUUGUGUCCCUGAACUUUACCGUCUUGUCUAUGUUUUUUCCCGAUUUCCCCGGAUUAUAAGGAAAUAACACGGAAAGUCCAAAAACAAUUCGAUUAAAGUAAACCUAAAAUGUUAUAUAAAAAAAAAAAGUCCUCUGGUCGUUUUAGACUGAAGCAAGAUUUCUGGUUGUUCACAAACUCAAAAGAUAAAAUAAUAAAAAGCACACAUCGUAGUAAAUACAUUUCUCGCCGCGCUCAGAAUCUAUAACACAAUGCAAUUAAUAAAUCUUUGCGAUAACAGCUCUAGCUGUAACUCUUAUCCGUACACUUUCAUUUGAAAUCUUCAUUUCUUUGAUAUCCAAAUCGUAAUCAAUUAAUGACUUUUGUUGUUUCACCUUUGUCUCUUGCAAAACUGAACAAUUUCAAUGCGCUUUUUACACGUCCAAUAAAUAUACUAAAAACGAACGUACAACAACGUUUGCCGAUCUUACAAGUGAAAUGAAAACUAUUUGUAAAUGUCUAUAAAAGGAAUAUGGUUUAUCAGCAGGUUUUUGUAACACGUGUAAAAACGGUAAUAUUAAAUUCAAAAUAGUUGAAUCACCGUGUAAUCACAAUCGCGUCAAACAGUAUACACGUGUUAAAAAAACGAUAAAAAAAAAAAAGAAGAUGACAUUUUUUUUCAGUUGAACUCAUCCGCAAUUAUUAUAAUGACAUAUCAUUGUUGUCGAGCACUUACCUGCAAUAGGUAUUGCGUUAAAGUUGUUUCGCUAUAAGGUCGAUCCUAAUCGAUAUAACUAUACAUUCUUUAUUUUUUUUUUUUUCAUAUAAAUUAAACAUAUAAUUAUACCGCAACCGUUACGUUGGGUACCUAUCUGUGUAUAUUCAAUUAUUUGCAUAUCACGAGAAAACUCGCUAGAAUAAAACGCGAACGCGCGUUUGUAUUAUAAUAUUUGCAUUUUAUUUUUUGUCGACUGUACAGCGUCCACGACGGAGACGUCGGAAUUAUUAUAAUAAAAUAAAUCCGGUUGGUUAUAUAACUGCACUUUUUUUAAAUUUUUUUCGUAUAUCGAAACAAACGUAGAUAUUUUCCAUCCGAACAGAGUUCAAAAUAAUAAACACUUUAAUAAUAUUUUAUUUAUAUAGAAUAUCUAAAUAAAGCAAAAAAAAAAAAAGUCUACGAGACAAAAUUCAUUUCGAAAUUCUGAUUACUUUUUUUUUUAAUUUUAUUUUAUUUUUUUACGUUAUUUUGGUAGGUAAAAUAUUUCAAUUUUUUCAGGCGGAAUAUCUCGGAAGAUGCGGAAUUUACACCUGAUGAGAAACAUUUUUAAAAAUUUUAGCAGUUCACUCUCUAGUUCGGAUUUACCUCUCGAAAAACACGAUUUUGAUUAGUAAAAAUGUUUUUCGCGUCGCAUGCACCGUAUAAAAUACGCGGACCGGCAGUACUUUAUUCGAACAUUUCUUCUGCAAAAUACAGACAGUUUUUCUAAAAGGAUGUGAAAAACAGACAGUAUCGUGCCUAUAUAUGGUUUUAUUUUUGUUGAUAUCUGGAUUACCUGUUAGAACGGAAAAAACACGGCUAUAAAAUUAAUAUAAUCUUGUCAAUUAACAAAGCUUCGCUCAGAGUAGAUUUUUAUUCGCAAUAAUUACGUUGAGUUCGGUAUAUAAACUGAAUCGCCUAUAUUAUUAUCAUUACUAUUAUUUAUUUGUUUUCUAUUUAUUUCUUUUAUAACGAACCAGUAUAGUCAUUGGCGUUAUCAUAUAUUUGUAAAAACAUUAUCACACGCGUAUUUCUUUUCUAGUUCGCGUACCUAUUACGUUUUCACCGAAUUAUGUCAAGUAUUACGACUAGCGCGCGAACAUCAAGACGAAUCAUAAUAAUUGUACAAACAAUUUUGUCAUGCUUAUUAAACGCGUUUUAUUAAUGUAUUAUAUUAUUCGAGUUCAUCAAAAUGUUGCAAUAUAUUGUACGGUUUACAAAAAAAAAAAAAAUAAAAAAGAAAAGAUUAUUAUUAUUAUUUUUUUUUUUGCUUGCUUACCGAGUGAUUUUAGUGAUGAUAUCACGCUUUGUACACACAUUAAACGCGCGCAUAAUAAUAGUUACCUACAUAUUUUACUCUAGACGAGUUUAUCGGGCGAAUUAUACAAAAUACAAUUGUUGUAACAAUGAGGUGACCGGAUUUUAUUCGGUGUCAUAUUGUCUUGACGAAAACACACGAUUCUGGACACGAUUGGUAACAAAAACAAAACAAAAAAAUAACAAAACCGUACAUACUUCGCACCGCGCCACUGAUUAUACCGUAGGUAGGGAUUUAUGAGGGUAAUAUAUAGGAUUAUUAAGAGUUUGGUUUGUAUACGCGGGAGGUACCGAUAAAUCACUGCGAUCGAAAAACGAUUCUGGGCGGAACUCGGUAAACUGCUAAACUUAUAGAAUUACAGGAUUUAAGUGUGACCCACAUAAUUAAAGUACCGUAAUUUUGUUGUCAGUAUUUGUUUAGAAAAACUAUUGAGAUUUUCGAAAAUGUGUACAAAUAGAGUGCUUGCCGUUAAUAGUGAAAAAUCAGCUUCUUUACGGUGUAAAUAAAAUGAGAGAAAAGGUGUUUCCCGAGAAUAGAAUUAAUAAAACGAAUAACGUUUUCGCUAUAUAGGUAUACAACUUCAAGUCUUACAUUCAUGGAGUUAUAUAUUAUAGUUUAUGAUAUCAACAAAUUAAGGAAAGGGAAGGAAAGAAAGACCUUGGGGAAAAGAUCUAGAGGACGUCCAAGGACAUCACAUUUCCAAGACCUCAAACGCCUAAUGGAGGUCACGUCCUAUUCACAGCUCAGAAACGAGGAAAACGACAGAUACAUAUGACUAUAACGAAAAGGCGUAGCCUUUAGAUAAUGAUAAUGAUGAUUAAAAAAAAAAAAAAACUAAGACAGUUUUAAUGUUAAGAAUUACAUAAAAUAUGUAAUAUCCCAAAAAGAAAAUUUCGAUAAAAAAAUAUUUAUUCAUUUAUUACUGGGAUACUGACAGACAAUUUGGCUAACUUGAUAAACUAAAACACUUUAAAAUUCUAAAUUUGAUGUUUAUAAUUCGCUUACACAAUUGUAUUGCCCGUUACCUAUUCGAUUCAUCUCGAGCGGCCACCGGAGGAAUAUACAAAUAAAUAUCGUAUAUAUCCAUUACAAAAUUUAAAAUGUUUAUUUUCAAUUAUUAUUAUUAUUUUUUUUUUUUUUGCAGAAUUAUCGGAAGACAAAUCUUUGGCAAUCGGACAAAACGCGGAAGACGGGGCUUCGAUUGCGGCGGAAGACGACCAGACAACGUUCGACGUCAAGUAUCUGGGCAACACUCCCGUCGAUUCUGCGGCCGGAGCCAUCGCCGAAGCCGUCAAAACCAUUUUAGUCAUGGUAGGUCGUAUGAUUAGAGAUCGAUGCAUUCGAAAAAAACUUAUUUUUUAUGAAAUUUAUUGUUGUUUCAUAAAAAAAAAAAAAAAAAAACCAAAAAUGUAGUAGAAAUCUUUUAGAUUAUGAGCGCACAGGGAAUUUGUUAUCAGUGUGAAAAGUCGGUAAAAUUGAGCGCUAGAUACGUUGGCAAUUUAGUUGGCAAUGUUGUAUUACGCGCAAAAUGAUUCGACUAAAAAAAAUAUUGAACUUUUGAAUUUUGGAUAUGGAUCAUGUGUUUAACGAUUUUACUAAUGAUGAGUGCGUGGAACAGUUUACUGCCAACAAACUACAACGACGGUUUCAUCAUGUUUGAUCAGUUUUUUUUUUUUUUUUGUAAUUCAGUUAAAAAUAAUCGAUCGUAGGUGCCCGCAAUUUUCAAUGAAUUCUUAAUAUAAAUUAGCUUUAGACGUGAUCAAAUUGUUCCAAAACAUUUUUGAGUUAUAUUUAGGGGUAAUCGUCAUUUUCUAGGUUUUUUAGUUUUUAUCUGGUUUAUGUGAAUAUAAUUACUUCAGCAGAAUAGAAAAUUUUUUUUUUUUUAAAUUCAAAUUUUGACGAAAAUCGUAGAAACGAUGGCAUUUCAAAACAUUUUUAACCGAACUUCACACAGAACCGUAUUUCGUCAGCGAUAAUUUAUCGUUGCGUGUACAGAUAUAAUUUACACAGCUCUAUGUAUCCUACCUUCACACUUUCCAGUCUUUCCACCUCCAAGAGUGGCCCGCCCAUCACCUAUUGUUUUUUUAUGGUUUCGGUUCAAAUUUGUCCAGAAUUUUGAUUUAUAUUAAAUUACAGUACAGUACGCGUCGAUUGUUAUUAUUAUCAUUAUAAACGUUAAAUAUUUACUAGUUUUUUUUAUUUUUCACAUUCAUCCGACUCUCGAACAGUUGAACAAACAGACGCAUGCGAAAAAUGUGUUACAUUGUAUUAUUGUGUUGUUGUGUAUUCGUUUACGUAGGUACUGUGCGUUAAAAAAAAAAAAAAAAAAAUCUGCAACGUGUAUUUUUCUAAACGGACUAAGUCGGGUUUUUUUUUAAACAUUAUUCGCAACGUUUUCAUACGUGUACAGAUUGUUUGUAGAGUUAAAAUACGGCAGGUACGAGUACGGUAUCUACCAUACAUGUGUUGUUUUUAGCGAAUACGAAUUUUCGACACGUUUAUCCGUUUAAAACGUGUUUUUUUUUUUCUUCAUACCUAUUUAUACAUAUUAUAUUCUAAAACCAUCACUCUAUUCGGCUAUUAUAGUUGUUCGUCCUUAUAUACUUUUGUAUACUAUUAGGUGAGUAUAUUCCGAUAUACCUAUCUAUUUGUGUAUGGGUGCGUUAUAUCUCUGACGCUCGGUGGCGAACAGUUCAAAAGCAGUUACUGUUUAAAAACUUUUUUCGGGCCGCAAAACUUCUUCGUUCUUUCCAUGCCGUACUUUCAAAAAUGCGGGCGUCUCGCCCCCGGCGAUCACACUUUAUAUUUUGCUAGAUUUUCGAGAUUUUCGACAGUUUUCUAUAACGUUAAAAAAACCGACAACCAUGAGCGGACUGGGCCGCCGGGAUGCCGGGAAAUUUCCCGGUGGGCCAACGCCUAUUUUGGCCAUACGGCCUGUGGACGUUACAGUGGCGGAUUUUGGGGUUUAUAGGAUGUACACCAUAGAUAAAUCAAAAGAAAUGUCUUUUUUUUUGGAAUUUAAUAAAUCGUCGACGCGAUUUAUAGCAGAGUCGUUUUUAGAGAAGUUGAUUAAAUUCGAAACAGUUCAUACCGGGAAAAUUAAUUUAAGACGGUUUGAAUUUACAAUUGUACAUAGCUAUGUCUAGUUGAGAAAAACGCUUCAACAUUUCUUCAAACGUAAGGUCCAUUUAACGUGUUUGCACCCUUCUAAAUUUUAUGAAGUUCGACAAUUAAUCGGAGAAUCUAUUUUUUUUUUGUGUAUAAACAAUAUACUUAUGUGGCCACUUUAGAUCUAAACGCAGGUGACUUUUUUAGCCCCAGUCCGCCCCUGCCGACAACGAACGACGAUAAUGUUUGUCGGUUUUAUUCGCGUGGAUUUCUGGGCCAGGUACCUAUUGUCAACAAAAUGUUGGUGGGGGGGGGGGAAAUACACUAUAAUACCUGUCGUGCCCUUGCAUGCUCCGCUCAGAAACAAUUUUUGUUCGCGAUGAUUUAUCGUCGCUUUUAGCCCGUGCACUAAUUAAUAUUACUCUAUAUCCGAUGCAUAUAUAUAUACACAUACACCUUUCAAACUAUUCCCACCCACCCGUACAACAGAAACAAGCUGUACCCGUCGCGGCAGGAAAUAUUUUUUUUUUUUUUUUUUAAUAACGCCUAAUAAUAAUCUACUCGGUAAACGUUCGCAGUUCAGCACAAUGACCCGGACACAUUAAACGUAAAUAUUAUUGUUGUUUUCAAUAUUAUUUUAUUAUACUAUUGGACGAGUCGUUGCGGUAAUACCGACCGGUAUAAUAAUUAUCAUAAAAAUAUAAGCCGAGAGAAAAUAAAAUCGGUCUACGUCGUCGCCAGUGUAAGCCUAUUAAAUAUAAUAAUAACUUUUGCCCGCAUUUACGAUUUCUCCGCAGUUGCACCGAUGCACUUAUGAUGUAAACCCACCUCCGAGAGGAUUUAUAAUAUUUUCCUUAGCGGUGCAUCACGUGAAAACGAUAACGUUGCAUUUAUAUUGUUGUAAUAUUAUUGCUAGCAUUUUUCGAACGAACGUCGCAGCUGCAACGAUCGCUGCGUAAUAAUAUUAUUAAAAUUUAAUAAAACCAACGUAUUUUAAUUCUUUUAUUUUUUCGCCGAUGUCGUCGGUCUUUAUUGGCUCUGCAUACUGCGCAUAUUUUAAGAUAAUGUAGACAAAGUGCGAUUGACCAAAAUAAAAUUUAAAAAAAAUCCCACUUAUCUGUUUAUAGAUUUAAUGAACCACGUAAUAAUAUUGUUAUCAUCACAAAAUAUACAACGACUUAAAUCGUUUUAAUAGGUACGCACUUAAAAUAAUCGUUUAAUUGUCUGUUUGGAGUAGGUACAACAAUAAUAAUAAUAAUUACCUACGCAAAUUGCAUUCGCCGCGGCGGCAUAUUUGCAGCUGCGCGCCGAGUGUUUAUGUUAUACGAACAAAAAAAAAUUAAAAAAAAAAAAAAAAGAGAUACCGUUUUCUACAACGUGUUUUUUUUUAAAUAUUAUUGUUGUUUGCGGCGCGCCGCGUUAUCAACGAAUGAUUAGCACGAAUAAAAUCGCUACGAAAUCCCAUCGGAAACAAUACGCUAUCUACACGGGCACUUAUCAUAAUACAGUUGUACGGGUGUACUCUUUGCGCGCGGGCAACAUUAUUGUUUCGCUACUUAUUCCGUUUCGUUUUUUCGUGCGGGGGGUUUUUUUUUUAUAUUUUCCCGAUCACGGCGUUACCGCUGUAAAACAACAUCGGUGGUCGUUCGCGAAAACUUUAUUGUUAUUCCGCGUCCGUCACGGCGCAAACUUUCGGAAUUAACGUGCCAUUCCCGUUGUUGUCCGCGCGGCACGGUCGUCAAGCCGCGGACUUUCUAAAAAAAAAAAAAAAACAGUUUCGGUACAAUAAUCGAAACUUUCACGUUACGCUUUGUGUCGUAGGCAUACCUACCUACCCGCCCGCCUACCCACCCGUGUAACGUAAACGUCCGUGCUCGCGUGUUACGCGGUCGGAGCGCGCGGCCGCCGUAACAACCGCCGUGGCCCGCCACCGCGCGGCGGGCCCGCGCGAAUGUUCCGCGUUUCACAAACGAUCAACAGCGCGCGGCGGGCGUUUUGACGAAAACCGAUCGCGGAUUGUACGGCGUUGUCGCGCGUCCCUACGGCCGUCCGCGUUUCCCUAGGCGCGGGUUUUGGUCGCGACGUCGCGCCGUCCGGCAGCGGAUCCGACUCGAAAACGGCGCGCGGCGUGACCGUGUCGCGCCGUCCGACCCCCGGUCCAGUCUCCGCGGUCUCCGGGCGCAUUAGGACGUUCCGCGCGGGCGUCGCCGAAAAACGGCACCACCUCGAAUGUGCGCGUACGCGACCGCGUUCGCCGGUGCGAAUGCGACGAACCGCCGGAGGGCCCGCGGGGAACUCGACGGGCCGUGCCAUCUCUCGUAUUUAUCGCACGUAUCUCGCGUAACCAAAAAAGGGUUGCGCGCGCAGCGCAAGCGGUUUUCUUAUCCCGAAAUUUUCGACUAGACAAUAUUCGAAUUCGCUUUAGAGUACGCGUUCGCGAGGUGAAAACUUACUUUUGACCGUAGAAUUAAUUGAGAUUUUCACUCGUGAAAAAGAUAAAAACGAAAAAAUAAGAACUCGUACUAUGCAACGUUGGUUUUGGCUUUUUCGAUAUCACUAUUAUUAUACACAGUGGGUUAUUUUCGAGUUUGGAAAACUUGAAAUUACCUAUCGGAAUGUAUAACAACAAUAACUUUUUUUCGCGGCGUAUCGAAAAACUAAAGACAACGUCGGUGUACGCGGUUCUCUUUUGUUAUUGCGAUACUUUUAUUUUCUAAUAAGGUCUAUAUUUUGUUUGAAAUGGUAUUUACAAUCGAAUUACGGGCUCUCGUAUCACGUCCUAUUGUUCAUUAGCAUGAUACCUCACGUAUCGAUUUUGGUUACUUAUUAGGGGAGAAAAAAGUUUUUCCAAAAAAAAAAAAAAAACAUUUUCGUGAAAUAAUUUAAUAUAUCCGAUAUUAUAAUGUUGUUACAGAAUUAUUUCUGGUCGUACAGGUACGUCUUGUGCUCUUCAUUUGUGUUAUUGUUCACAAAGAUAAAACUAUUAUUGGUCCGUAAGACCGUAAGAUCAUUUACAUUUUACACGAAUCAUGCACGUGUGUGCAUCGCAUGAUAUAAAACUGAACAUAAAUUUAGGACGCAAUUGUCGAAGGCCGCGCGUGUAGCGAUUAAACAUGCGUAAAAUAAAACAACCGUUUCAGAACUUGGACAUCGGCGAGAUUUGCCGAUAUUAUAAUUAUUAUUCACCGCGGUUGUUUGAUUUAUUAUUAUACAUUAUUAUUAUUAUUAUUUUUUUUUUUUUGAUUUUUCCGUUAUUGCCAUCACCUUUUUUUUUAAUCGCGCAAUGGGACACGAUUCCAAAAAUUUCUCGACACAUUAUUCAGAACGUACUCGUUUUGUAUUAUGCUAAUAUUAUCGCGAAAACGACACCCGUUGCACAUAAUAUUAUACGAGUUUCUCUGGACAAAAUAAUAGCUAUUGCAUUGCUCUCACCGACAGUGUGUAAUUUGUCAGUUACUCGUACUGUAUUAUAAUAAUAUACAGUCGGAAAUCCAGUAAUUCGUCGUCAUUACCAACCCGACCUAACCUAAAACCCUGUUUCCGUCAUCGAUUGCGUUUUGGGUUUAACAUUCAAACGACGGACGCGCAGUCAGGUCCAAAAUAAUACGUAUCGAAUUCAGUCUGAUAAAAUAGCUGAGUUCGGAUAUAUUUGUAACACGACAUCGGAAGUCUGUAAAAUGGAAAGAAAAAUAUGAUUUAUUUUUAAAAAAAACAAACGUUUUCGGACUCGAGUUGUUAUUUCAAAAACUGAAUUAGUAUAGUAGACCCGAGCCGUGGGCUCUAAAUAUACAUAUCCAUAUUCGCGUAUUUAACUAUUCGUUUUUUUUUUUGUUUUAACCGGUUCACAUAGAAAGCUGGCAAAAAUAGCACUUAUCAAAUCGUAUUUAAUCAUAUCAUUCGGUGUGUAAUCGGCAGAGAAGUUCAUACCGCAUUUGAAAGCGGAUUCAAACACGCGAUGUGUGUUAAAUUGUGCUAUUAACUACUUAGUAUCUUAUUAUCUCGUAAAGUAUUAACUUGUUCGUAAUUGAAUUUUUGGAAAAUUUAUGACACAAGUAGCUCUAAAAUGCAGUUUUAUGUCAAUGGCGUUUUUUUGCGUUUUAUAUUCAACCUAUAAUAAAUAUUUAAACAAUAAAUGUUACUAAAUUAUCAUUUUUCUCUUUUUCGUGAUAAUUCUAUACAUUUUAAACUUACUUCCGUAUCUUUUUUAACUUCAUUCACUACAAAAUAUUAUAAACCAUAGUGUAUUCUUUUACUUUAUUGUAAAAAAAUGUUAUCCACAUUUUGUGUAAAGAGCUUUUGUAGAUUGUGACCUCAUAUAACUAUUCCAUACGAACAGAAAACGUUUUUAAAUAGCUCGAAAAUCGCAAGAAUAUUUUAUCACAUCACGUCUAAGACUAAUACAAAUAUUCAGAAAAAGUUGGCUGUUCCCAUGAUCAUUUUUCGGUUAAUUAUUGAAAGCAAAAAACAAAUUGAAAAUAACAUAAACCGUUAUUACGUAAAUAUUUUCCCGAUUUUUCCCCACUGGUUAAGAUAACUUUUAAAUAAUCGAAAAAUAUACUUCCGAAUGUACAAACUAUAAAACAAAGUUUGCUACUAAAAAUUACUCAUGAAUUUGAUCAUCCGUACAAGAUUCUGGAUCGUAAUGUUGUUUACAGGAAAAAAAAACAAUAAUAACAAACUAUAAACCAAUACAUUUUUUUUCCAACUUUUGAUAUCACCAGACGUAUUGAAAAUCGACAACAUUUUUUGGGUGAUUUAAUAAUAUUUCCGUAUAUUAGGCUGUUAUAGAAACCUUUGUGGUAAGGAAAGCAAGAGAAUAUUUUAAUUAGGUGGAUGACGAUCGCCUCGUCGUAGCCCCCCUUAUAUCCGCCACUGCUAUAGAAAUACGAAACUUUGUAAGUCUUAAACGGUUAAAGGUAUUUUUAUAUAAAAAAAAAAAAAAAACACAACUACUGAUUUUCGGUGUUUGCGUACAGACUCGUAUACACGUCUAAUAAACGAUUACGUUACAACAAGACGUUUAAAUCUACGGGGAGGAGACACGACUGCGCUGGGGAAACGACCUGUAUUAUACUCUGCUUCGCCCUCACAAUGUCGUCUAUACAGGUUAUAAAUAUUAAUAUUUCGAGUAAUGCGCAUAUAUAUAUAUUACUCGUUAUAUUAUAAAUUACGACAAAAGAGAAAAUAACUGUUAAAAAAAAAAAAAUAAUAAUAAUCGGCCAAGAAACGUAUACGCGAGAAGAAAGUAUACCUGCCUACUCGCUAUAAUCUUUAUAUUAUACGAAAAUAAGAAAAUAAUAUAAAUUAUGAUUAUUAUUAACGAUCGAAUUUCGGUAUGGUUUACACCUAUAUUCGAUUCGUGUAUUUGAAACGUUGCCAAGAAAACGUAUAAAACGUAAACGGUACUCUACCUACCGUGAACAUAGGAAUACAUAGGAAUACCUAUACCUAAAUAUUACAUCUAUCACCUCGUAAUGGUGAAUUACUUCGCAGAGUGAUUUGUGAGCGGCCGACGAUUCGGGUGAUUAAAAAAAACGGAACGGUGGCUAACCUAGUAGCAGGUGUAAUAGUUCACUCCGCAGAGUUCACGGUUUUUUUUUUGUUUUGUUUUUUUCGUUACGUCUCGAUUGAACGCAAUAAAAAUGCGUUUUUUAAUUUUGUUUAAUGUUCUUAUUCCGUUCGAUUUCAGGCCAAAGCCAGCAAAAGGAAACCGCAGAAUGUGACGGUCACGUUAAACGGACAGGGUAUUAAGGUGACUGAGAGUAACGACGAGAAAAAAACGAUAUUGGAUACGCCGAUAGAAAGGUGACUGUUAUUAUUAAUUAUUAAAAUUAUUAUUAUAGGUACGAUCGUCGAAACGCGAUUGCGGAAUGACACGCUGUUAUCGGAAAAAAAAAAAAAACAAUAAUUUACUGAUUCAGCCGAUUUUUACAAACAAAUAUCGACGGUUUCGAAUCGUAUGAUACGCGCAAAAUUAAACGCAUUUGCGUACGAACGCAAAGAAAUUACCGUCAGUUUUUUUUCUAAUCUCAAUAUUAUGCACGCACAUCGAAUAAUUGUAUCGUUUGUUGUUUGAAUUAUAAUAAUAAACCGAAUUAUCACUUGUGAUCACGUCAACAUCACGGCGUCCCUGACUAAAGUCCCUCGACCGAACGUAUAAACUUUUUUCAACUGAUAAUAUCACACAAUAGAACGUAAUAUUCGUAUUUUUUUUCCCCCACAUAAAUAUCCAACGGGAAAUAAUACGGCCAUCAAAAAACGCGGACGCGUUUUAAACCGACGUCGAUAAAAUGAGAAUGUGUCGUGUACACAUUUAUAGGGGCUGCUUUUGGAAAUUAGGAAAUAAGAAUUGUUUUAGAGGCGGAUCGAAGUGACACGAGUCAGAUAAUAAAAUUUCACUACGAAUUUCACGGUAUUAUUGCGGGAAUUGAGGGUGUUUUGUAAGCUACGGUCAAACCUACAUAUCGGGGCCCAAAGGCUCAAAGGGGGCCCUAUCAUAGUUGUAAACCGGGAGGGUAUUUUCAACGCAAUAGAUUCAAAUCAAAUCUGCGAUCAUUUAUCAUAAAUUGUUUCAUUAAAAUUUUUAUUGUGUAAUUUUUGUGUUGUUCGUUAUUAUAAUGUAUUAUUAAUAUAACUUAUCCGUGUAACAUGUAUGUCCGUUGGUAAUACAUACAAAUUGAGUAGCACGUUUAAGUAGCGAGUAAAAAAAAUAUUCCCAAGAAUACGCCCCAGACUCGCCUAUUAUCAUCGGGGCCCCAAGAGAAUUAAUUGCGCCACUGGGUAUAUUACGUUACGUUACUUGAAUUUUUCCCGUUCAAAAGUUUUACGUAGGUACACGGUCUGGAACACACGUAUACCGAAAAAAUAUAAUAUAAUUUAAUCGCGCGAAAAAUACCGACAAAUAAUUAAUUCAAAAUCCCAAUCCAUACCUUCGGUUAUUCUAUAAUAAUGCACAGUACAGAUUAUUUUUUUUUUCUAUUUCAAUUUUUUUCGCCCCGCAGGGUGUCUCAUUGUUUCACCGAUUCGACUCAUUGCAACGUGUUCGCCUUCGUCACGGCCGGCGGCCAAACCGUGCGAUCCGAGUGUCACGCUUUUAUGUGCUCCAAACGGAAAAUGGUAAGGUCAAGUUUAUCCGCGGUCGUCGAUACCUAACUAAUUGCCGUCGUCACCGACGCUUGUUCGCGUAUCAUUCGGCUAUGUUUUUAACAUUUUUUUUUUUUUUUAUUAUUGUUAUUUUUUUUUCAAAUUGUUUUUUUCACGCACUUCUAUUUUUCGCGUAGGCGCAAAAUAUGUCCGUUACCAUCAGUCAAUCGAUUAGCUCUGUUCCGGACGUCUGGAAGGAAUACAAUAAGCAGCAGCAAUUGGACGCCCUGGCGGCCGCCACCGCCGCCGUCGUCUCGAAAACGCCAGAAUUAAUUUCGGACGCUGUUCAAGGUAACAACAUAACAAUGUACCUAAUAACGCUUUCUACAUCUUUAUAGUCGACACUGUCGAGAAUACGGCGGUUUUUGAAAAACCAUGUCGCCUGCACAUUAUAAAUAUCAACGAAAUCGUACGCGAUCUAAAGGUGUUUUUAAAACCGAACAAAACACGUUUUGAUGUUAUUUUCAGGGAGCUAUAUAAUAAUAUAUUACACGGACACAAUUGUCGGUUCGUUUGGACAUUACGACAUGUUCGAAAUCAUCAGGUUAAGGGGGUUGGAAUGGGUUUUUAAAAUGUUUUCCCGUGAUGUGAUAUUUGAACGUUUAGUUUUACGUUUCCAUCGCCGCCUUAACGAUAAGACUUUUCCACCGAUCUACUGCUGUAUCUCGAUACUCAUUUGAGGAGAGAAGUACGGUCGUGUUUACGGACAAAUAUAACGUUUUAGACCCGAAGAGCCAGACAAAAAAGAUAGCGUGGAAAAUAUACGGUAUGACUUUGAUGUGUUUUAAUUAGAAAAAAUAAAAACCGGAUUUUGAUUGAUUUACUUCGAGUUUGCUGUUGUGGGUCAUAGCACAACGAUUUUAAAUAUCUAUUGUUUUAUGGUCAGCUGCGAUAUCGACGAACAAGAAUAUGAUACGUUUCAAUUUAUAUUCUUCAUAAUAACGCAUGGACAGUUUUCGGAAUAUUAAAAAUUCACUCCCUCAAGACCUAUAGUAAACUUGUUAAUCAAUCCGAAUCCGUUUUCAAAGUUAAAAUCCGUCAAAGUCAAACCCUUCGGUUUUCUCAAGCUUUUUGGUCUAAACAUCGCUAUUUAUUUUUCCGGAGACUGCAAUCACGAGUUUUAUAACUAUGUAUAUUUUUGUUUGACGUUGUAUAAGCACGCUCCAAAGGUAUCUACUUAAAAGGCAGUGACUUUAUAGUUUAUAUUACACGGCAUUUAAAAAUAAUCGAUAUUUUUAUCGAGUCGUCACGUUUGCGUACCUAUAUAGUUUUUGAAGAAAUAGAAAAACGACAAUAUGAUUGAUUAUACUGUGCUCGGAAUUGUUUUUUUUCCGAACGCGAAUAAAUCAUCGUUACUUUCAAACUUAUGUUUCAAGCACGAGAUCGCCUAUACGUGCAGUCGAGGACUACUAGAGAACCUAAACGGUUUAACAUGUUCCCAAUCUAGAAAUCUACGGGUCGAGUAUAUGAUACGUUAUAAACCGUUACGCAGACAAAAUCGGAAGUUAAUCAAAUAAAAGAAAGCAUUGCUGCGAAUCUAUCGUAUACAGAUAUAAAUCACAGCCCGGCACGUUAAAAGUUAUUAUCUCCUAUGACCUUUCAGGACGUCGCUAUAUAUUUCAAUUAAAAAUACGAAACAUUAUCAAAUAACUUAAUACGAAAUAAAUCGCAUCUCGCACGUGGCAUUAUACGCAAUUUACUCUUUAGCGAAAACUGUGCCGCAACUUUCGCGUCGGGACGUUUUUCGAAUCGCGUUCCGAAGUCGCGAAUUCGGUUCGCCGUCGUAUCCACGUCCUUUGACCGGUUUGAAACUCGUAUACAACAAUUACGUGAGUAGAACACUGAUCAGUAACUUUUGACGUCGCGUACGUGUAGCUGAUGCGCAGUCGUCCAAUACCUAUAAAUGUACACGUACAGUUAAGUAACGUUUAAAAGUUAAAACGGUACCACGAAGCCGUUCGCGUAGCGAUUUUCGUUUACUCGCGGUAUGAGCAACACUCGUUACUAAAUUUCUUCUCGGUUCAGGACCUCUCCUGACGUUACUAUACUAUAGGAAAUCGAACCCAAAACGUAAUUACCAGUUUUAAAUUUAUAUUUAAACGGUUACACGGGCGUACAGCGGUAUGCCAGUUAUAUUGCCGGUGUUUGUGUAAAACGGAAUCGACUGCGUCCUGCGCCAUCAACGUGUGAUGUAGCGACGAUAUAACGUCGUGUUUUCGGGGGAGGGGGGGAGGGCGACGAGUCGCGAGCGUGUUGCUCGCGAGUAUGACGUAAAAAAAAAAAAAAAAAAACGUUUUCGGAUAUUUCGAGAGUGAAAGCCGACGACUAAUAGGUGGGUUUUCGGUCUCCGUCCGUUAUUUAAUAAUAAUAUUAUUAGAAUCGAUUUCGUUUAGAGCUCCUCCCCUCGGGCAUAAUAUUUUCGGGAGCACUCAUUAUUUUUUAACAACGUGCGCGAUAUAGGUACGGGUAAAUAUAACGUUCGUUUGGGACAUUAUAACGCGCGUGUGCACGCGUGAUGCUGUUGACGACGGUGGCGAUGAUGAUGUAUAUUUAGACCAAAAUCGAUUAUUAUUAGAUAUUAAUAUUUUACACGGUCACGCGUGUUAUCACAAAGUGAAAACUAAAACCCGCAGCAAUGCCGUAUAGUUACGCGACUGACUUGUGCGGGCAAAUUGGGUUAAUCCUUAAUAAUGAAUUAACAAUGAUUACUCAUAACGCGGGCGCACAACACGCAUCAUUGUGUUAAAUAUUUUGUAUUGUGAUUUUUUUGUUUUUUUUUUUUUUUUUGUUAUUAUUGAAUAAUUUAUCGCCUUUACGGCGUAAUUAUAAUAACGACAUUACGGGUUUCUUUGUGCCGUAACAUUUCGUAAAACUCCACGAUGAACGCAAUAACAUCACCGGCAACAGUACCACGGAGUACGGAAAUAUUUGUUUUGUACGGAGGUACACGCGGAAACCUCGACGGCGGGGAUGCGACGGACACGGCGCGUCGCGUUGGACACUGCGCGACGUUCGCACGACGUCUUGUGACCGACGGACGGUAUGACAUUAUGGUCGCCGGCGAAUUCGAGAACUCGUUCCGGGGACGUUCGGUCCCGUAUUUAGGGCCGAGCUCGGGCGGCGACACGUUCCGGACGGUUCGAAUUUUUAACGUAGAUCACGAUUUUGACGUAAAAAAAAAAAAAAAAAUAAAAAAAAGCACAGCGCGUGCUUGGGGUUUUUUUUUUUUUUUUUUUACGUCAAAAUCGUGCCAAACAGCAUUUUCGUUUUGUUUCGUCGCAUAAACCCGAAACAAAAACUGUGAUAUAAAUCGCUCGAACCAAAUUUACCGUACAAAUGCGAUUUUCAUCAUAAUGCAUAAGGUAUUCGAAAUGCAAUCGUAAUAUGUAAUAAUAAUAAUACACGAAUCGUUCUUGUAUAGGUUUAUUUUUGGGCCUGCCUACCGGUAUUUCAAUAUGUUAUAACGAAACAAUUUAACUUGGCUACAGUUAUUUAGGUCAAUGCGUGUCGAUCGCGCGAGCAUGCGUAUACGCAUAUUCUAUACAUAGAGAAUAUUAUUAUAACGAGGAGGCUUAUUUUAUCUUCUGUACGCCUAUCGUUUUAAAAUCUUCUUAAACUAUAUUAUUUAAAUUGAUAUUACGAGGAAUUGUAUAUGUUCGUUGGUCACGUUGGCCUAAUCUAUCGCGCGCAGAUGUCUGAAAAGUUACAUACAGAACCGAACAAACGGGUCCGCGCGCGCCUCGAAGCGGGAUUUUCGGAAUUCACACCCCAUCCCUAAAGGGUGGCGGGGUUUUCGGUAUUUUCGGAAUGAGAAUCUAAUUGUUUUUGUUUUUGAAUGUUAUGAUGAUUAGUUACACGUCAUCAACGAGUUAAAAAUAUAACACGUUAAGAUAAUUUCAAUUCGUGUUGGUUUUAGUUUUAACACAAUAAUCAAAUUUAAAAUCAGUUGUUACACUACACGAUAUUAUGCAUUCAAUUCGGACCCAUACGUGUAACCGCGUGUAUAGGUAUGGAUUAUUUAUGGCAGGGGUAGGGGGUCUAAGCGUUCUAACUAUCAAUUAUUUGUAACGGGAGUGGAUUGAUAGUUGAACAAAAAUAAUUGUACACCUGUACAGCUGUUUCGAAAUGAGGGGUUAUAAACCCCCAAACACCGUUUACCUACAUUCCUAUGUGCCAAAGCCCGGUACGAUAAACCGCGUCGGUUGAUCUAAUUUAUGUUAAUAUGUAUUUCGCAUCCAAAUAAUUCGAAAUCAAAGACGAAACCAUUUCGACUCGUCCGAAACGAAUAAUUCUGCUGCGGCACUAAUACCCCGUUAAACUAUUUUCUUUACCGAACGAAAGUAAUUUACUAAAAGUCAUCGUCGAUCGAGGUUUUACUAUACGUCUCUCGACGUCGGAAAGCUUUUCAUUCGGGCGUAGCGCAUUUGUUACAAUAAUUAAAACUCGAUCAGACGUUCCAUUUGGUACCGUGACUUCAAUUAUUCAGAGGACGUCACAACAGUAACAUUUGCGUUUCUGUCUAUCUAACGAUUCGAACUGGCAAUGCAAUACAAAUCUAUUUCCGUACUACCAGUAGUACCAAUAGUACUGUAAGAUUACCCGUAAGGUAGACAGGGACGGCAAAUGUUACUGCGACGCCCUCUUAACUUCCAAAUUACAAUAGGUAUUUUUGGUCCCAUGGGAAGAACGGUUUAAAUCAUUUUCGGCGUUUUUGUUAUUCAAUUUUAUCUUGUGUACAUAAUUGUUCCCUUUAUCGUUCGGUCAAAAUCACGUAAGUAUAGGUAAGUAAUGUAUUCUAACAUAAUGUAAUAUAUUACGUCUAUACUGGAAAUUAAAAUAUCUUCAGUCGCUUUAAUGUACAUGUUUUUUUUUUGGUGAAAAGGCAUACAUCAUAAAAUGAUAUGAUUAGCCAUUUAAAAUUUCAUAUUUAGGUUAGGCCAUUUAGUAAUCAUUAUAUUAUACCGUUAUGUCAAUUAUUUGUUUGUCAAUUUUCAAUAUUAAAUUCACUCGUAAUUUGAAAACUAUACAAUAUCAAGCCCCCUUCUUCCCCGUGACUAAAGAUAUAAUAUAGCAUUUGAAAUUUGAUUUAAUAUUUUCGCGUUUCUUCCCGAUUUCGACUUUUUGCAUGUGAAAUUAAUAAAUUGUCGUAUGGACAUUACCGAUUAUUGUACAUGCCCAAUCCAUUAAUAACCGUUUUAAAAUCGACGAGUUCUGUUUAUUAAAAUUGUUUGUUUUCACUGCAGUUGUGCAUUAUUUAUCGUUUAUAAAAAUAUUAUUAUUUGCACCAUUAUUUAUUACAAAACAAAAAAAAAAAAAUAAUACUUAUUUCAAUUUUAAUUUUUGUGUAAUAACUUAGUAUUAGAAUAUUGACUGUUUCUCAUUUUUUUUUUUUUUUGGUUUUACUUUGAUGUAUUGAUGUGUGCUGUUUUUUUUUUGUCUGCUUACAACUUUUCUACCAGAAACCUUGCUCCGAAUUUCAAGUGUAGCAUCUUUUUUGAAAGAAAAUGUUGUCUAGUUGGUUCGUUGGAAAGUGAUUGUCUUUUGCUUUUGUGGUUUUCUUAAUAAUUUAGAAAAACCGACAAAAAACUUAGGAAAAACGGAAGGAGAGUGUACGACAAUCACGAUUUUUUUUUUUAAAUUUUUUAAAUCCUAUGACGUGUGUACAAUCAUUAGCGGUGUUGUCGUAUACGCACAAUAAAUUCUUAAAAUAUAUUUUAGCUGAAUAUAAUAAUUAUACUCUGUCCCUCCGUCCAUAUAAAAGUCAUCAUUAAAAACGAAUUAAAAACCAUAUUAUCUUUCAUACGAUUCGUUUUACAAAACCUAACAAUAAUGAUACAGUGACUAUUGCUGCAGUCAGCCGAAAGGCAAAUGGCUUUUCAAAAAAAAAAAAAAUGUAUAGACGAGCUCGUUAAUUUUUUUCGUUCCUACUUCUAAAUGGCCACGCGUGAUACCGAUCUGACCCCGCGUGUCUCACCAGACACGGUAUUAACGUUUUCUUUACGAUAGUAGCUGGUACCAUUAUAAUAUUAUUAUUAAAACAGAAAAGAAACCGAGUACAAUUGCGCGCAGUAAACGGCGUGCAGAUUUAUUCGUCCGUUUAGCGUUAUAUUAAUUAACUCAAGUACCUAAGUACCUAUUUGAUUUGUUUAGCUUUCUAAAUUUAAUUAGACAGGACGAAUAUUGUUUUUCAAAUGGACGUUUUGAAUAAUUACAUUAUUUUUUCUUUGAAUGCUUUUUGUCCCCGGGAAAUUUUUUUUUUUUUAUGAUAAUAUAUUCUUCUUCUUUUGUAAUGCCUAAUGACAUAUAUAAUUCAGAUCUAACUGAUUUUAUACAUAUUUCCUGCCACUUCAUCGUGUCUUUUGUCAAAUCAUCUAUCAAUAAAUAAUAAUCGAUCCCCAGUUUCGCCAUAUUUCCAUAUCUUUUUUCAUCCGAUUUUUCCAUCAAAUCUGUGUACAUCUCUUCCGAGGGUAUCUUUCAUCUUGGAAUACAUAUAAUAUACAUUAUGCCGAGCGUAUUAUUAAAGCUCACUUUUUCCUCUGUGACGUGAAUCAUCAAUAAAGUUUCCUUUUCUUAACUUCCCGUUCAUAUCUGGCAUCUGAUACAAUUAUACUCUCUGAGUUCCUUGGUUUUUUCCGGAUUCUCCAUUCUCCAUUUGUAUUUUCAUCCUGAGUAAUUUUUAAAGGACGUUUUCUAUAUCCAAAUGGACACACAGAUAAGUCUAUUGAACAAAUUAAUAUUCAGUAGAGCAAGAUUUUACUUAUUGGGGAAAGUCUAAAAGUUAAAAGAAAGUUUUGGUCUAUCUGCUCGUCUUUUAGGGAAAAAUAAGGCAUAGCUAGACAUUUUUUUCUGGGUAUACCCGAACAUGGUAUAUAACAUAUGAGGAUAUGUUUGUUGAAAAACUACUAAUAAACAUUUUAAACAGUUUAAAAUUUUGUUAAUUUUGCUUAUUCUUCAAGCCCAACAUUUUAUUUGUUUUACUUCGUGGAACAAAUUUCAAUAGAUCGAAUUCGGAUACAAUUAAAGGUGUGUAUAGAUAGAUCAUAAUGGAUUUGUUGAACAUUUAUUUUCGGAGAAAAGUUGGUAACCCGAGUAUACCAGGACUACGAGUGGCGUGGUCAGUGGGCAAUUGGUUACGCCACUGGUGGAGUGAACACUCAGUGCAUAUUCACUAAAAAAACGUCCCGCGCAUAAUGGCUUGGUUUACACAUUGUCACAGGUCGAAUAAGCCACCGUCACCAUCAUUAUACAUGAUUAACUGGAAUAUAAUGUUUCAGAUGACGUAUAGAGCCUAUUGGUAUAUAUUAUAAAAAAUAUGGCUAUGCAAUAAAGCGUAUGUAGGUAUUGCGUUGAACAAGGCGUUCUGAUCAAGAACAGAAAUGUAAUUAACCAAAAAAAUUGUAACAGCGUUAUAAUGUUUUUUGUACCGAAUAUUAUUAUUUUAAUUUUUUUUUUUUUUUCGUCGCGAACCAAUCAAUAAAUAAUAAUAACGGCAGUUGUCGGACACAGCCACAAAAGUAUAUUGUGUAUCAUGAAUUUACACCGAUAACGUGCGGCGACGGUUGUAUAUCAUUAUAUUAUUUUUCGUAUAACAUUCGAGCAUUCGAGGAUACGAAACACAGGUGUGCUAUAUAAUAUAAGUAGUAUACAGCGGAGACGUUUACGAAUGUCUGAGCCGGUAUAAUGAUAAUAAUAUGAUGUAUAUUAUCAUAAUAACAAUAUUAUCGUGUGCAACCGCAAUAAAUUUAUUUCGGGACACGUUGCGGUUAUUUUUUUUUAUAUAAGUAAUAGGUAAGAAAAAAAAAAAAAAGCGAAAGCAUUCAUAAUAUUGUAACACACAAAAGCGGCCGCACAGUCCAUUGUGUACAAUAGCAUAAUAUAUCUAAUAUAUAUAUAUAUAUAUAAAUACGAAGUAAGUACCUAAUAUAAAAAUACGAAAUUUCACUUUUCACACACGUGCUAUGAAUAAAAAAAAAAAAAAUAAAUAAAUAAAAAUCCCGUUGUAAAGGACCGCGCCGAUUUAUACCGCGCGUAUGAUAAUAUUACGAAUAAAACGGUACGAUUAUUAGUGGCGUGUGCAGGCGAGAAAAGGUUAGGAAUUAUAUUCCCUGCCCCCCCCCCCUCCCCCUAUUAACUUAUGAGACAACCAUGACUGUUGUUUUAUGUUCAAAUUAUUUAUUUUAGUUAAAUUACAAGAAAAAAAUGCUUGGUACAUUGAAUGAAAAUUGUUUUUUUAUGGAUCCGGCUUUGAAAUUCUCAUUGACGGGUUAGGUAGAAAAGAAGAAGAUUUUGCGAUUUAUUCGUGAAUCGUGAUUAUUGUUUACUGCAUCCCCUCCAAUUGUCAAUCAUACCGGACACGCCAACGACGAUUAUUCAUUGUUGUAAUUAUUUUUGCAGACGACGUGCAGAUGAACGUGGCAAUCACGCAGGAGGUCAAAGAAGCGAAGCUAAUUGACUUGUCCGGAGAACCUUUGCCUAGACAGCAAUACGAUACGUCCAGAUGGGUAAGAGCCGAGCUCACGUAGAUUAUAAUAUUAUCCAUAACGCUGAUUUUAUUUUUAAAUUGCCCGUGACAAUUCCGAAUUAUUAUAAUAACGAUACGAACAAAUAUCACAGCCGUAUCUCGUCGUUAUUACAAUGUACAAAAACGUUUUUUUUUUUUUAUACCGCCUCGAAAAACACUCUAUUAUUUAGUAAAAAUGUGCUCCGAACUGUUCACAUCGUCGUACUAGAGCACCCUAUUUCACGUGUACACGCUUUCACGUAUUUAUUCGAUAUAAUAUUCGAAUUUAAAAAAAUCGUAUACUCCAAAAUCCCGUAUAAUUAUUAACGUGUAUAUUCAUGUAUUUCACGUUACAUUUUAUACGUAUUUUCACUGCGUAUUUCCACGCGAAUAACACGUGAACACGAAUAAUAAAUUCACGUGCACCUACCGAAUAAGUAUACGUGAAUACAAAUGUUUCAUUCACAUGUAUAACAGACUUGGUUUUCACCAUUUCCAUCGAAACCUCUGCGUCCUACACGUUGAAAGAUGCCGAUUUUACACACGGUGGUAAUAAUCAUUCGUUUGAAAACUUUUCUUAAUAUACAUACCCGUCACCCAAUUGUAUUUAUUUCUAAAAAUGUUUUUCAAAAAACUUACAAUAGUACAUCAUCGAUUUUAUUUUUGUCAAUUUCUGAGUUAUCUUUUGGCUAUAACGAAAUAAAAACACAUGCGUCAUAGUUAAUACUUACUAUAAUUCUAUAACCUCACCAAUUUACCUAGUUUCGAUCAAAAUCGAUUUUUUUUUUUUAUAUAUAUAGCAAUAAUUUAUUGUUACAUUAUUUAAUCAAACAUUUGAAAUGGGCAAUAUAUUAAAUCAUUUCAGCGUGCAAUAAAUAGUGUGGUAGGGCUUAGACAGAAAGUUAGUAAAAUCGUUUUCGUAUAAGAUUUUUUUUUUUCCAUCCGCUAAAUUUUCGAUUUUCGCUUUAAAAUAUUUGCAUAUUUUUGGACAAAACAGUAUUAUAUAUAAUAAAGUAUUCGUCAUAAUAAAAACUAUUUUUCUGCCGCUCAUAAACAUCAAUUAUAUUGAUUUUGCCACAGCAAUAAAAACGCUCUCCCUCACUCUGAGCUAAGUACUUAAUUAGUAAAGUACUCCUACUUUAUUGGGUGGCUGGGAAAUACAACAAAUCCCAAUUUUAUAAUAUUACAAUAACGCGAUAUUAUUAUAGUAUAAAAUAUGCAAAAUUAACGCGAAACAAAAUGCAUACGUAUAUAAUCCACAUGACUGCAUAGAAUACUUGAAUAUUUAUAACGUAUUAUGAUAAUACAAUAUAAUAUAACCAAACGCAUAAUCCGAGAAUUACAAUUAAGUACACCUACUUAAAAAUGGUAUUUAUUACAGCCGAAAAUGGUUUAUUUUAAUUAGUAUUUUGUCAAAGAUUAAUACCUAACGUCAAAAUUUGCAAUUAUUUAGAUACAUAACUAUGCUAUUAAUUAAUCACGAACCAGCGAUUUUUCGCAAGUGAAUUUUGUUCCUGUUUUUUUUUUUUUUUUUUUAAAAAUCAUUGUAGAAUUGUUGGAAAGGUCGAAACACUAUUUUCAAUUUGUUUUAUAUUCAAAGCGUAGCGAGGAAUGUAUUAAUUUUACAAUGAUGUUUAUUUUUUUCUCGUUUUUUUUUCCUGUGAGCAACUUUUCUAUCAGAAAUCGUGCUCCGAUUUUUAAGUAUAGCACCUUUUUUGAAAGAAAAUUGUAUCUAGUUGAUACUUUAAGCCGGUCAUUUUUUUGAUUUUCUACGAUAUUUUCAUAUCAUUUGGGAAAAACUGUGAAAAACGUAGGAUAAACGGGAAUGUUUAAUAACAUGUAUAAAAGAAACUUCACUCCGAAUCGUUUUUCUUUAGCGAUAGUUAAUCGCUGCGUACAGAUAUAAAUUAAUUCUCCCCCCAUAUCCUACCAUCCUGAUUUCUCACCUACAAUAGUGCCUCACGCCACCAUCGUGUGAAGUAUGUCCGUCGUUUUUAUCCUUAUUUCUUAUUCUUUAUUCCUAUUCAACGCAAGUAUUAUACACUUUUGAUUUUAUCCUAGCAACUCUCUUCUCUUUAAAAAAUCAACAAAUAUUCGAAUGAGGAAUAUUUUUUCUCAACUUUGGUAUGUGCAUUAAACUAUGAUAUCGGGUUUACAUCGUUAAUGAGUUAUACCAGUGUAAAAUUUGGAGCGGAAAAGUUGGGAAAAGAUACCAAUUUGUCAUCUUAAAAUGGUUAUGAUGAAGUUUAUUAUAAUUACCUAAUUCUCCGUUCUAAAUUUUAAACUGUUAUCACUCAUAAACGACAAGUCUUAUUGUAUUAAACACUAUAUUAGUGUUAUGCGUGUCAAUAUUUUUAGAAAAAUAUCCUCUAUUCGAAUCUGCCGGGUGUGUUGGGUUUCCAUUUGAAAAUUAAAAGUCAACACUUGUCUACAGAGUAAAGUUAAACAAUAUUUAAAAAUGGUUUAAUAAUUAAUUGAAAAAAAAAAAUUGAAAUCUCUUAAAAUUCUCAGACAAAAAAAAAACAAAUCGAUCGUUCUUAAUAAACGGAUCACCCUGUAUACAAUCGUUCGAAUUAAUAACUUUUCUUUAACAUUUGAAUUUUGAAAGGAUUUUAUUCGCAAACACGAAAUAAUAUUAUAUUCGGUUCGUUUACAAUAAGGUUAGUGCGAACCGAUUUUUUUUUUUUAUCGUUAUUAUUCUUCAGGUGAAAACCAUUUGAAUAAUACGCGUUGGGUUUUUUUAUUUUUUAUUCGGAGCACAUUUCCCGCGAUUGUUCUCCUAAUCUAUGUAUUAUAUAUUUUUAACCGUUCAUUCGUGCUUAUAGGUAAUUGGAUUCUGAUAAUUUAUGUUCUUUUUUUUUUUUUUUAUUACAGGUGUUGUUCGAAGACGAUUCAUCUACGAAAUUAGACGUGGACUUAUUACCCCAAAGGUAACCGACUUCAGGAUUUCAUUAAAAAAAAAUAAAAUAAUAAUGAUAAUAAUAAAACAUAUUAUGAUAGUUUAGUGCAUUUUUUACUAUCUCGUAUUAAAUCUAGGGCAAUACGUAGUCUUGUUCAUUUUAACAAUAUAAACCGGAUAUCCACGAUUAUGUAAAUCGAUGAUAUUAUUAAUACUCAUUGAUAAUUUUUUUUCUGCGAGGUUUCAUUUAAAAAUAAAAAACCUUGACGACUUAUAUCAGAAUACGCAUUUUAAUAAUAAUCGUGUGAUAUUAGAAACGUAAUUCAAAUGAUAAAAUAAAAAAAAUAUAUCGAAAUUCGCCAAUAGUAUUUGCAACGCGCAAUUAUACGAGGAAAUUCCAUUUGAUAAUAAAGUAUCUUUUAUGACUAUAAUAUAAAUCCUGUUAAGUAACAGGAAGUAAAAAUAUUGUUCAUGUCAAAAAACUUUACCUUGACGAAAAUCAAAUUGAUAAAUCGAUAAUAAUAUUAUACAUUAGGUAUCUAUAAUAGAUUUUGCAAAAAUAAUAUUAUUGGCUGACCGUACUUACCUAACUAAAAUGUCUUAUUCGUAUGUAUAUUUAUAUUCGUAUAAUUUAUUACAGUUCGAUUCUGAAAUGACCACGGUUAACCACACGGGUAGACGUACGGGGUGUUAUCGCUGUCGAAGUGGCGUUUGUGUGAACAACUAUGAGCGCUAGCAGUCAAUGACCCAAUUUCAACACCAAAAUAGUUAAUUAUUAUUUACGCGCAAAAUGUGAAAAACAAUAAUUUUCUUUAUAAUGUUCAUGUUAAACUCGGGUCGUUAACUGUUAGCGAUCAUAGUUCACACAAAUAUUAAUUCGAUAGAACGAGCGAAUGAGCGAACGGUAUAACCCCGUGCUCCAACCUGUUUAGAUAACAGUGGCGUUAUUUCAAUUUUUUUUUUCUUUUAUACACGCAUGAUUAUACAGGUCACAAACUCUUUCUAGAAUUUUCAACACAAUACAAAUAAAAUCUUUACAUACAAAAUAGCAUGUUCUGACUAACUGGCUGUCCGAUUCAUUAUCGCCUAGUCCAAACCACUGGACGGACCGGGCUGAAAUUUGGCACACAGAUAGCUAUUAUGACGUAAGCAUCCGCUAAGAUAGGAUUUUGGAAAAUUCAACCACUUAGAGUGUAAAAUAGGAGUUUUUAGGUAUGUUUGGUAUGAAUAUCUAAUUUCUCGUUUAUUUAUUUUUGUUUAUUCAAGGGUUGCCACGGAAAAGAAAACUAUUAUUAUUUCUAUUAUUUAUACUGUUCAAAUUUCAUUAUAGAACACAUUUAGUUUGGCGAAGGUGGACUAUCCACUUUCCGCCUAUUUUUUUCAUUCGAUUCUGGCACGGCCAAAACUAAAAACGAAUUUGGGUAAAAAAAUAAUAAUACAAAUUUGGCACGGGCAACUCCGGGCGCGGGACAGCUAGUAGUCCAUAUGUUUUCCAAUACAACUAUUAAACCAAAUAAUAAAACAUUAAGUAAGAAGAAUAACUAAUAAAGUUUCAUUCGCGUACCAUAGCGGUUAUAAAGAGCUUGAUUAUGAAAAACAUAAUAAAUAUAUGUAUUAUUCUGAUAAUGUUUUCGGUUUCAAUUCAAAAUAAAAACAAAAUAUUAAUUUAAAAAUAAAAUAUGCAGACCGGUAAUGCGCAAGCCACUAUCCAUUAUUCAGACUAAACAACUGAUUACAACUGUAAUCCGUAUUACUUUAAUAUUUAAUUUUAAAUACGCAAACGUAUACCUUCCGUGGUCCGAAUGACGCCACUGGCAGAUAGCCGUGGCACUGACUGUUGAUAAUAAUGUAUUAUUAUUAUCGUAACGGAAAACCGCUAAAUAAAUACGAAGUAAUUUUCUAAUAGUUAAUACUAAAUGAUUUUUGGUAUCGAAUAAAUAUAGUAUGACGUAAUAAUAAUAUGCAAUAGAUAAUAACAUUAUACACAAAAUAUUAAAUGUUUUUUAUUGUUAUACUAAAAUAUUUAACGACUUUUAAUAUACUAUGUACAUUAUGCAUAUACAGAGUGUCCCGCUUGGAUUCGACAAAUGCAAUAACCUUUGUUUUAUUCAAUAUUUUUGAUGUACAUUUUUUUUUAAACAACUAGUAUGCCCCUGCACGACAGUUUAUAUAUGAUCAGUUUUUUUUUUUUUUUAGGACAAUGGGGACUUAAAAUAAAAAAAAUUUAAUUUUACUAUAGUUUUUUUUACAAAAAAAUUCAAAAUAACCAUUUGGUAAAAUAGAUUUUUAGAACUUUUUUGGCGGUUGAAAGUUUUGUUAAAGUACGGUCUUUUAUUUUCUAUGGUUUUUUGAAAAUUUGAAUAAUUUUCACUUCAAUCAUAACAAUAUUGUUCAUCAACAUAAAUUACCAUUAUUAAUUGAUUCAUACUACCUAAUACCUAUAAUAUGAUAAUAUUAUUCCAUGAUAUUAACUCACGGAAAAGAAAAUCCUGACUAAUAACUGAUAACUGAAUAACUACAAUAGGUAAUGUUCACAUUUGCAAAAACUUCAAAAAAAAGAUAAAAAAAAAAAAGACCGUACUUUAACAGAAGUUUCAACCACCAAACAUUUUUUAAAAAUCUAUUUACAAAAUGGCUGAUUUGAAUUAUUUUAAAAAAAUUAUAGUAAAAUUUAAAAUAUUUUAUUUAAGGUCACCCUCCACCUAAAAAAGAAAAAAAAAAUGUUCAUAUAUUAACGUUAGUGCAGAGGCCUACUUAUUAUUUGAUUAAAAAUAUAUCGAAAAUAUUGAUUAUAACAAAGGUUAUUGCAUUUGUCAAAUUCCCGUGGGACGCCUUGUAUAUUAACCAAUAAAUGAAAUGAAUGGCGUAAAAAAAAAAAAAAAAAAAAAAAAAAAAAUAAAUAAAUAAAAAUAUCAUAUCUAUGGAAAAUUGUCAAUUGAAUAUAAUUUAAGUUUGGAGAGAGAUAAAGAGCAAAUAAAAGAUAGCUUGUAAAAGCGCAUUACAUAUUACAUGUUUCUAGUUGAUAGAUUUUUAUACAUCACGUUUUUCUGAAAGACCGUACGAUACGUACGAUACGUGUCUAUAAAAAGCAAAUAUUAGAUAUGGAAUAUUCAAUCUAAGCAACAAACAUCAUACCUAUACUAUACAGGGUGUCCCACGGAGAUUUGACAUAUUCAAUAACUUUUGCUCAGUUGAAUAGACUCUAGUAACUAUUACGAAAACAUAUAAGUAAAAAAAUAUCGAUUAACACGAAUAGUUUUAGUUAUACAUUUGUCAGAUCUCCGUGGAACAGCUUGUAUAGUUUACAUGUAAAAAUUGAUUAUAAACGCAUUAAACAUAUGUUACAAUAAACAUUGUAGCGUUUUGGCUGAAAUCGUAGUGUAAAUACAAAUGACAUAUACUUGUAUGCGUUUUAAUCGUAUAUAUUUAUAGGCUGUAGAUAAAAACUAAUUUAAACUAAAUUAAUUGACGAUCAUUUUUUUUUAAAAAAUACUCCAAGUAUAAUUAUUAUAUUACGAAAAAAAAAAUAUAAAAAAACAAGGACAUAAAAAUUGACCGAGAAAUAAAAAAUAACCGUGAACGGGUAAAAAUAUCUUUUAUAUAGAACACCUCGUAUUCAGUCAUAAAAAUAAUAUUACAUCAAAUUUAACGUCAAAUAUAACAUAUAAAAAUAUAGGUAAUAGUAGUUUGAUUACCAUAAUGCCCGUUUUUAUUUUCUCUUCCAAACGAAUUUUUUAAAUUGUAGGAGAUAUUAUAUUGUUACAUUGUAUAAAAUAUAAGAUAGCUAGUAGUCGGUCACACGUUAGCUACAGUUAUUUUGUAUUUUUUUUUUUUUUUAUUGCGUGGUGUAAAACGAACUAUACAAAGCGAUUCACUGAGCGUGCUCACCCUAAUUGUUUGGUUAAAUUCUGCAUGCAUUCAAUUUCGAUUUUUUGGAAUUUUUAAGCGUAGUUAAAGCCGAUAUUUUUCGAAUACUAAGAUUUUUCACAAUACUUGAGGAGUAUCCUGUAGUGAUAGUACGAUACCAACAUUGGUUUUUCAAAUGAGAACCUAUGUUAAAAAUUCCAUAAAUAAACAGAGGAUUAAUGUAAAUAAAUUUAAGUGUCAAAAUGUUUAAUUUCCAUCAACCGGUUAACGAGAUAUUCCACUUUUAAGUUUAGUUAAGGAAAGAGUAGUAGAGAGUACCAUUUGUGUGGUGACACGGCACGUGGCCGUUUAGUAUAAAACAUUGUUCAUUACAUAAUUACUGUGUUGGCUGGGUAAUAGGUGGGACAAUACGGUAUUACAUACAAAUUCGAUAAAGGAUCCCACACAAAGAGUUAAAGGGUUCGAACUUCCACGACAAGAAUGGGUAAUACUUAAACGAUUACGAACUGGACACGGAAGACGUGGACAUAUGAUGUUCGAGUGGAAAUUAAAGGACACCCCAGAAUGUGAUUGUGGAAAUGACAGCUAGACUACGAGACUUAUUACAGACGAAUGCCCGAAUAGAAGGUUCGCGUCGAGCAUUAAUGGGAUUAAUGAAGUUACGAAGGAAGCGCGUGAAUGGAUAAAGGCCUUGGACAUAGAAAUUUAGAUUUGACUAAAUACUAUUUAAUGUUCUGUUAUAAUUAUCACUUAUAAUUUUAUUUUAAAUGUUACCGCGUUGUUGUUGCCGUACGAAUAAUAAUAAUAAUUACACAAUUAAUAUAAGGAGGAAUAGACAUAAUUAUUAACUGUAAUAAUUAUAUUACGAAUAAACUGCCGUAGCGUGUACUGUGUGAUUGCAUUAGUAAAAGCAAACAAAAAAAUUAAUUAUAACUAUAACUAACUAUUUAAUUAAUAGUUUUACGAUAAAUAACCAAUAGUACCUAAUAAAUUUCUAAAUCUACAACAACGGCUAUGCGUCUCACGACUUAGGUUGAAUACCGUAUUCAGGGGUAGGUGGGUAAAAAUUACUGUUUAUUUCCACACAUGCAGAAAAUUAGUUCGGCGCCACUGAGUCUAUGUAUGCAGAAUGCCGUGACUUGGAACUCUUUUUUGGUCGUUAGUUUUAUUUUACUAUUUAAAUUUCAACACCUUAACUAUAUAUUUACUGUAAACUCUUACUCGUAAACAUUCUUUUUUUUUUUUUUUUUUUUUAAAUUUGACUAUUAUAAAUUCAGUUAAUAAUGUUAUCGAAAUAAUAAAGACGCUUUUGUUACAUGGAUACAAUUCCACUUAAUUGGUUGUAAAUGUAUGUCGAACACUAUAACUACUAUGGUAUUUAAAUACACGGAAAGAGAUAAUCCAAUUACGGGCGGUAAUGAGGAUUCCACACCUACAUGCGCUGUCGCCAUCUAAACAAAUGUACGGAGCAGCAAACUUGCGUUCAGCAGGAAAUACUAUGUGCUGUCAUAUAGUUUUGAUACUAUAGUAUAAAAUUACCCAUUUUUUAACACGAAAACAUUACCUGUGCAACCACGUCGGUAUAUUGACGAUAUUAAAAUUUUUAAGCGAGAUAUAAGCUUAAUUAAAUUGCGAUAUUUCGCAUGUCCGUUUGUACGACUACGAAUGUGUAGAUUAUGAAUAAAUAUUGUUUUUUAACGAUUUGUAUUGUUUGUUACAGACCCGAAGGAUUCGCAAAUUUCUCGCAUCAUUUCAAACAAGCCGACCGUCAAAUGUGUUGCUAAAAAAAAAAAAAAGAAUCGAUUUUAUUCGCCAACGAUUGUUUUUAUAAGAUAUAUAUAUAUAUACAUAUGCUAAAAUAUAUCAUUAUUAUAUUAUACUUUUAUUUUAUUAACUACUAAUAUUAUAAAAUUAUAAAAAAAAAAACACAAAAAAAAAAAACGCGUCAUAUAUUAUUUUAUUAUUAAUUAUUAUUAUUAUUAUAUUAUUGUAAUCUCGGCUGUCCCGUACACGCUUCAAUCAACUAUCAAUGCAAUAAUAUUUUAUUUUAUAUACAUUUAUUGUUUUAUUAUACGUCGAUUUUGUUAAAUAUUAUUUAAAGAAAAAAAAAAAAAUAUAUAAUAUUAUUCGUUUUUAGCCCGUGUUUAGGGCAUUUUAAUUCGUAAUUGUAUUGGUUUAUUUUCGAUUUUCUCCAACAAAAAUGCAACGACUAAUUAAUUAUAAAUAUGUUGUCAUUUAAAAAUGAUAUACAGGGAGAUCAACGUUACACCGGAGACGUUGACGGAAAUUACAUAUUUCAACGCCGACUUUUAUUUUAACCACAAUUGAAUCUAUUCGAGGAAUUUUUAAUAUUUGUGUCGCUAUUUGAUAACCAACAGUGCAUAGUGGUUUAACCCUCAAAUAGAUGCGCCAGGUAUUGAAAAUGUCUGGGGGGGGG